GUGCUUUUUCCCUUUCUUUUAGGUGCUGCUUCCAGUCGAUCUUUCCCCAGCCGCGACGCCUCACUCUCAGGCUGCUGCAGCUGCUCUGGAUCUCCUCCUCUCUCCUUUUUUUUGCGGUUUGUUUCGUGUGUGCUUCUCCUCCUGCUGCUGAUCUUUUCUCCUGCGCUGGUUGCAGCCUCCGGGGGCACAUGGCAUGCCUGAUGGCCGCUUUCUCAGUGGGCACCGCUUUGGUAAGUUGGACGCCCCUUUGCCUCCGUAGCAGUGUGACAAGCACAGCUGCACAGAGCGAUCUUGACCCUGCGCCCCUUCCCUGGCCAUGACAGGACCCUUGACUUACUUGCAUAUACCAUCUGCUCCGAAUGACCCACAGAGAAGACGGGGAGAGGGAGAGUCCUGGGUGGGCUGGUGUGUGUGUGUGUGUGUGUGUGUGAAGGCAAGGAGGUGGAAUCGGAGAACCUGAGCUUAGUAUGUGACUUUGAAGGGACAGCACCCCCCCUCAAAAUCCCCCAUACUUGAACUGUUACAGUAUGUCUGUCUUUGACGUCGCUCUCGCCUUGGGGGCUGGUGGCUUGCUCUAUGUGUUACUGUGUGUUUUGUUGAAAACAAACGAAACGGGGGCCAAGAGCAACCCAUUAUCUAGAUCAAACGUAGCCCAGCUGUUGGCCGGCUCCUCCUAAGCAGAAACGCUUAAAGAGCGAAGGAGAUAAUACCAAGCGGGUCAAAAGCGACGAGUUAAUUCGUUACAGCUAGAGCGGAGGGGGCGGGGGGACGAGGAGGGGGAGGGACAAUUCUGCAAAAGUGACCCAGAGCCGGCGCUAAAGCUGGGUCAGUGGUUGCCUCUUUUAAUCGGAGCUUUGCUGGGGUGGAUCAACCCUCGCUUUAAUUAGUUGCGUGUUGAUCCACCGAAUGGGAAGGAAAAGGGGACCCGGAGUUUGGUUUCUCAGGAAUUAACCAAUCUUGAUUGGCAGCCUCAGCAUUUCCUUUGCUUUGGUAAGGAAUCUCUCUGUUGUUUUAUUGCUUUCCGUUUCGAAUGGAUGCCUCUGAUGGGGUUUAUUUCUAUAUUUAUAGACAGUUGACCUGCAGAGGUUGUUUUUCGUAUAGCGUGGCAACUUACUUGUAUGCAUCUUUCCCCGCAAGCUUCAGUGACAAUUUCUCUUCCCUUUGGGGGCUGUUAGUUGCUGUGGCUUCAAUGUUGUCAUCUUGCAGGUACAGGCUGGUUAGAACUGCGGGGUUUAUUUUGUUUUUGUCAUGUACAUCAUUCUGAAUUUGAAGUCAUCUGGGUUUGACCGAAAGUUACCUCUCUGCCUCGAGCUUAUAAAAAAAGAUGGAGCUGGAGGAGGGGAGGGGGGAAAUGAGAUGGGUUUUCUGAGCAUGCUCAGACUUUUAGCGACUGCAUCCUAUGAUUUGGAAACAGAUUUACUGAGGCACAGAUAACCUUUCCAGCUCAUUAUAUAAUGGAUUUUGUGUAAACUUGGAGCCAAAUAGUGGGUUUUCUCAAAAGUAAGUUUCAUGGGUGAAGGAUGUAAGUUGGCCCCCCCCCCCCCCACGGUCAGUGUCCUUCUGUUUUGCAAGGGAACGCAACGAAUUUAUUUCUCAGCUUCUGGUUGUGUAACAUGAUGUAAUUAAAAAUCUUCAAAAGUGAAAUGGGAAUGUAUAACCCCACAGGAAAAUGAUGCAGCUUUACAGCAGAGGAAAUAGGUUACAUAAACUGGAUUUCAGAACCUGCUGCAUCAGUACUAGACAUACAUUAUUUGCAAUUUGUUGUAAAUAUUAAUUAUUAUAAAAUAUUAAGUGACUUGGCUCAUUCAGAAAGAGAAGCAUAUCUGAGAUUGAGGUAUUUGUUUUCCUCUAUGCAUUUCUACUCUCCACCAAAAUAUAAACCUCUUAACUUAACUAGGACAGUCCUGAGUCUUACCGGGAUAAGAUCAACUAUUAUUUCAAAUCAUGUAAUGCCAUUUCUCAUCUUACCGAAUUCCAAAAAAGUUGGCAGUGGUGGGAAGAUGUUUGCUUGCAGGAAAUAAUCCCCACACAGGAAGAAUCCCUGAGUCAACUUCAUCAUCUGACAUUUUUAAAUCUCAGGUUUGGUGUUUAUCUUGCCCAUUGGGAGAACUCGGGGCCUCAAAUUUUGGUGGUGCCCUGUGCAACACCAAAUUUGGGUGUCCCCCCGCCUUCCAUUCUACAUCAAAGUUGCAGAGUAGCUGGGGAAACUCAGUCAGAUGGGCAGGGUAUAAAUAAUAAAUAAUAAAUAAUUGUUAUUAUUAUUAUUAUUAUUACCCCCAAAAGCUCAACACCAUGUGUGACUGAACCCCUUGCGGUCCCCUAAAUCCGCCUCUGUCUUGGCCCCCUUGCUUAUCUUUUUGUAUCACAGUGCCUGAUAAACAUGUAAACAAGAGAAAAUAUCAAAAGUGUCUUGAGUGUGUGAAUUCUCAAUACUUUUAAAGCAAGUCUCUUGAAAUCAGUUCAGGGCUUGGACCUUGAGGGUGAAUCCAGCUAACCUCAGCCAGCCCCCAUCUGCCUGCUUUCUUACAUACAUCCAGUCCAGGGGAUAGCUGUUUGCUUCUUCCUACUUAGUCUCAGUGUUGCCAUUGUGGAACAUAGCAGAGAGCAGGACGGGAGAAAACUACAAUCAGCUGUCUCUGUGUCAUCCUCUCUGGCUCCUCGUCUUCUGCACUACCGGUUCCAGUGGUCAUCACUCACCAUCUCUUGAAGCUACACCAUGCAGAGUAUUCAAACACUAUGGCACCCAAUUUUUUGCAUCGUUCUGCAAAGUCCAUGCCUUUUAAAGCCAAUUGCAGGAGUAGCAUUAGGUGGAUUUCCUUACCAGAUCUACUACCUUUGCCCCACCAGCUGGCAUCGUGUGCUUUACUUGUUAAUGUUUGUCCACACGAAUGUAGCACAGGAAUCUCCUGGGCUGCUUGGGAAGAGGAAGAACAUGUUGUGUGAGCCACUUCUUAUAGCAUAGCUUCUCAGGGGCGGGGGAGUGGUUAAUGUAGUCAUCGUUGGGUUGCCCUAGUCAAAUAUUGGAGUGUGAACAUUUCUUCCUAUAUGCUGUUUUAUCAUGCAAUUGUGUAGAUCAGCUUUUUCUAGCCUGGUGCCUUCUAGAUGUUUUGGACUACAACUCCCAUCAGCCCCACCUAGCAUGUGCUGAUGGGAGUUGUAGUUCAAAACAUCUGGAGGGCAGAAGGCUGGUGAAGAUGUAACAUGAACAGAGCUUAACCUAGGCUUGUUUCUUCUUCUUCUUUGACAUUACAGCGGGAACAAAUGACUAGCAGAUGCAUUUUCCUGUGUGGAAACUAUUUUCUCCCUUCUUGUAUUCCAGAAUGCCAGCAAUUCUGCAUCUGCUAUGCCUGAACCAAAGUCUGUAUGCGUUUCAGUAGAUGAAGUGGUCUCCAAUGGAACCGACACCCAAGAAGUCCACCUACUCAAUGGCCAUUUAAAAAAGGUGGACAAUGCAUUGACAGAAGCCCAUCGCUUCUCCUACCUUCCGCGGAGACCGGCUGUGAACAUUGAGUUUAAAGAACUCUCUUACUCGAUCCAAGAAGGACCAUGGUGGAGGAAGAAGGGUAAGUCUGUGAGAAAAUUUCCUGUUCUCUUAUUGUUGGAAGGGAAGCAAGUGUUCUCAUCCUGACAUGGCUCUGAAGGGGAACAAUGGAAAUUAGAUGAUAGCAAAGGCAGUCAGUGAUAUGUCCUGAAGUUAAAGAUUUCUAUUUUUGUCUUGCUGAGGCAUUGUGAUAAUCUUCUGCUGUAGUCAUGCUUGCUUUCUUGUUUGUCUAUAUGGACUUAAUGUAUACUAAAUGUAAAUAAUUUUUUAAAAAGGACUAAUGGGCAAGUUGUGCCCCUCUUCUUGGUUGUCAGUAUGACAACCACUGCCCCCAGUGUCUUGCUGAAUAUUGGGUUCAGUUUCUAGAGGAGCUAAGCUCAUUGUCCACCUCUGGUGGUGAAUCUUGCCAAGAGAGAAGUCAAUAUGCAUUGAAUUCCUUUGGUUAGUUGUGAAAGUGUGCUUGAAGAAGGAGAAACAAGAAGACAAAGGAAAUUACUCAAUCAGAUGGCUCAGUAAAUUGGGAUGGAUCCUUUGAUAAAGGAUGGAUUGAAUUUAGAUGGUCACCACUUCCAAAUAAGUCCUUGUUCAUAGAAUUGUAGAGUUGGAAGGGAUCCAAGGGUCAUCUAGUCCAACCCCCUGCAAUGCAGGAAUUUCAGCUAAAGCAUCCAUGACAGAUGGCCAUCUAACCUUUGGUUAAAAACUUCUAAGGAAGGAGGUGCCUUAGCAGAGCCUGCCCUAUCAUCAUCACCACCACCACCACCACCCUCACAUUUAUUUAUACUUCAUUAGGAAGUUCCAUGGUGGGUUACAACAAUUUACAAUUCAGUAUUAAAAACAGUUAAAACUAAAUUACAAUUUUAGGAACAGUGUGGCUACUGAACAGAAACGUCUCAAGUGACGCAGUCUCAAGCAGCAGUCACUAUUGAGUAGGUAGUCAGAGCCAGGUGGGCAUUUAGGGGCUGCCUUGGAGAAUGCUCCUCCCAAGCCACUUCCAUGAACUUCUGAGGACAGCAGAACUACUCAGAGAUUCCCUGCUCUGCUGCUCUUAACACCCAAUAGGUUCUGUAGGAAAGGAGGCAGCCUCUCAGAAAUUUGGGGCCCAGGUCACUUUAGGGCUUUAAACACUAGUGUGAGCAUAUUUUAAUUGGGCCCAGAAACAAACUGGCAGCCACUGUAGCUGUUUUAUAUGAGUGUUAUAUGUGGGGUUAUAUGAGUGCUAAAGGCAACCCCAGCUAAUAAUCUGGCCACUGCAUUUUUGACCAGUUGAAGUUUCUGAGUCAACAAGGGCAACUCCAUGUGUUGAGCACAUUGUAGUGAUCUAAACUGGAAGCUGACAGAGCAUGAAGGUACCAUGGCACAUUAGUACACAUUAGGCAGAGACAGCUGUCUUAGGCACCAGAAGCUCAGGGCAGCAAGUAAUGGUGAGAUGUUGGAGGUAUUGAAGCUGGCCAAGCCAACUGUUUGCCUUCAUGUGUGUUGGAGGGUGCUAUCUCUUCGUGAGUGAUUCAUCUGUCAGUCCAGUUGGCAGGGGAAGGGGGAUGCCAUCUUGCUUGCUUUGAACAGCAAAAUGCCUUACUGAGCUGUAGUUCCAACAAUGUGAAAUGUGUGAUGUUGUUUUAAAGGAAUUAAUAUGCAUCUUAGAUAACAUAACACUCCUUGGCCUUCAAAGAGACUGUAGUGUGUGUUUCUAUGCCCAAACUGCUUACUCCUGAAUAAAUCUAAUGAAGUUAAGGGCAAACAUAUAUUGGUUCUCUUGGUUGUCUUCAGUGUGCUGAUUCCCUGAAAAGCCUAUAGGUUCAGCACGUGCAAUAGGUGCUCAUGUCUCCAAAUUCAACCAAACAUGUCAAACAUGAGACUUUUCUUGGAUCAAAUGAGACUCCUGUGUUUUUUUCAAGUUCCUUUCUCAAUAAAGGAAUCAAGAAAACCUAAACAUCACAGGGUUUACAUAGUUCCUGAGCUGUGUGGAUGGAUUUAUUACUCCAUAGUGGUGUGGCAGGAUGCAGUGCAAAAUGAACCACAGUGGUCUGACUCUGUAUAAGGCAACUUUCUAUGUUCCUAAGUUCAUUUCAUGUGCUUUUACUGGUGGAGGACCAUUCUUUAUUAAAUUUUAAACACUGUCAUCAGAAAAACUCUAAUGAAUCUGAUUUAUAAUUUUGGGGGAAUAUUUUAUUUUAUUGCAGUUUUUAUAUCUAAAAUGGAUAGUGUUCAUAUCUGCUGAAAUGAUAAAAUUGGGGGCAACUUGUACUUACAGGUGAGGGAAAACAAAGGGUCACAGAUGAGUAUGAUAAAUAAAACAGCUGUCUUCCAACCAGAAACGGGUCUCGUGAACCAAGGAAGAAAAAAAGAAAUAGUAUCAGGGUCCAACUGUGAAUGACUGAGUGCUACUACUAGUUAUAUAACCUAACUGAAUGUGCUAAUUGCUGUGACAAACAAACAGACCCCAGAAAUGUAAAGUUGUAAGUCAUAAGGUUUAGCUGUGCUAUUUCAGAAAUAAAAUAUAAAUAUUUUGCUCAUUACUUGCCAUGUUUCUCUGAACGGAAUGAGCUAUGAUCUGUAUUAGGGCCUGAUAACCUAUAGAAAUGUUACAUUUGUUUAUAACUGCUGCACUUUAAGUAUGGUUUAAAUAUCAUCUAAUAAUGUCACAUUUGUGAAGAUUUGUUUUAAGAAUAAGGUUGUUGCAGUCUAUAAAAUAGCCCAAACCCCCAAUAAACUAGUAAUGUCUUCUUAAUUUGGGGACUUCGCAGUUCUAGGGAGAUGUCUGACAAAACUUCUAGCAAAAGAUCAACAGGACUUGUAAUCGGGCUUUAACACCCGGAAGGCACUCAGGGACAGGGAGUUCUUAUCAAAGUUGCCCAGAGCACAUAUUUUUUUUUCUUACUAUGACCAAGUUUAUGAAGAAAACUUUUUCAGACUAUUGGAAAAAAACCAGUGUUGAUUGUUAAAAAGUCUUUUUGUGCUGACUGUGACUUUUCCUUUCUUCAGUCUAUGCAAAAAUAAAACCCCAUCAGAAGAUCAGUUCUGGCUUGGGGUAAUACUGACUCAAAACACACCCUUAAUUAGAGCAUGGACAGAAGAGCAUUUUCUGCUUGAUCCAUAACCUAGAACCUGUAACAAUGGAUGUAGUAGUUUGGGCCCAGAUCCAGGGUGGUCCCUCUGCAUACAACAAAGAUGGAGGAGCACUGUCCCAUCUGUUCCGUAAUUCAAGAUCUGUAGUAAGUUACAUGGCUUCUAACAACAUUGACUUGUGUGCUAGUAUUUUGUCAACACAGAAUGAAAAAUGCUGUCAGUCAGAAUGAUAACAUUUGGCAGACACCAUUAUGGUUUUCUGCAAGCACCAACAGCAGAAUAAGUCAAAUAUACACUUAGUUUGAAGUCUUGUUUUCUUCAAGUGACGUGUGUCCUCCAUGAAAGGACUAGAGGACGUAUGUGGGAUUCCCAGCAGCAAAUACUUCCGAAGAGAAAAUUACCCAAGAGAGAAAUGCAGCUCUUGAGGCUGGUGUCACAUGUUUUAAUGAAGUAAUUACAGUUCCACAUGGGAUUGUCUUCUGUUGUCUAAACUGGCAUGACUGCAUGUUGCCAAUUGUGUUACCUUUGACUUGAUCUAUUUUAGAUGUGUAAUUACCAAUGUUUGUUUGAAUGUGCACAGAAAAUUCUGCCCUUGAUUCACCAACUGCUACUUUGUGGGAAAAUAAAAGUAGAAAUUCUUCUAGUUUGUUUUAAGUACUGUUCCCCGCCCCCUUUUCCACACACAGCUAGUUAAGAGAAACUCAGCAUGCUGGAUGAAUUGUUUAGUGAGUCCAGACCCUCCAAGUGUCCCUAUUUUCCAGGGACAUCCCUGAUUUAGUGAGGCCGUCCUGGUUUUUCAUUUGAUCCUGGAUUGUCCCUCUUUUACUUAGGAUGUCCCUGUUUUCAUUGGAGAAAUGUUGGAGCCCUACCCAUUGCCACCCCAUCACCGCACUUACCUGACCUGGGGGUUCUGGGUCGUGGGCUCUACUAGUCAAACCAGGAGCAUCAGUGAUCGCCCUCUCACACCGGAAACAAACCAGGACUGUUCCAAGAAUACACACUGGCGAGCCACUCCCUUACCCGCUUGUGAUUGGCCAAGUGGAUAGCCAGCUGAUCAGGGUUUUUUUAAAAACAAAAUUGAUUUCCCUCCCUCACUUCUCACAUCCCUUUGUGGCCCCCUAGCCUCAAGCUGUUGCCCUCCCAUUAAUGCAAUUUUCACCUGUCGCCCCCUUAGAAUAUCUUGGGGGGCCGCCGGUUGGAAAACACUGCUCUAAACUACUUCAAAUAUGAAACUAGAUACCCAAAUGAAUAUUUAAUGUCCAAGCUUCACGUUUUGAAAAAUAACUGUUUUCUUAAAAUCUGAUUUGCAUUGAGAGAGAAAAUAUAUGACCAUGUUUGCACCUACCCUGCUCAAUUCUUUGCCAGAGGAUGGGACGGAUUUCUUUAUUUAUUACAGAUUUCUCGGAAAGAAGUGCAUUGAUACAAACUAGUUCUUGAAUUUCAGAAUGCAUUGUCUUCCUGUCAACUGCAGUACAUUUUUAACUGCCCGAAUCUAGACAGGAAAUUUAAUUUAGGAGUUUUCCACAUAAAGCUUUUAUUGGCACAUAAAAAAUAGAAACUGGAUUUGUUGAGGCUAUAUAGCCAGGUCACAUAGAAAUAUCACAUAAAAUGAAUCAAUAGCCAGCUUCUCUUGCUGUUAAAAAACAAAAGACAAGUGUCUGUCCCUUCGCACAGAAGGGGUAUGGGCAGAAGACGAAAAGCUGCAGAUACAGUUAGAGGCGGCAUUGUGCAGUGUGUUUCAAAUUAAGUUCUUUGUGAAGAUGAUAACUUACAUUUAUUAAGUCACAAGUUGGAUGAAGGGUGGUAUAUGAAUUAAAUAAAGAAAUAAUGAAGUGUGAUGCUGGAAGCCCUGAACAUAUGAAUUUCUGCUUCAAGUUAAAGUGCUGGUCAUGAUUUAGGUUCCAUGAGAGACUGAUGGAACUCAAAGAAAGAGGACCUGCCCCAUCAGAUUCAUUUUUAGCAUAUUCUGUGAACAGAUGUGAAGAGUGCUAAAGAGAUGAGCUGUAUUUGUUCUUACAUAGCUCUGUACGUAUAUUGACGUCACUACAUGUGCAACUCAUGCAGUGAAAAGGAUGAACACAGGCAACUUUUAUCAUCAAAAUAUAACUUAUAAUGGUGUCUACGACCAUUCAGUAAGGUAGUUUGCAGUGUCCUGCUGUGUGAUGAGGAAACCUUGACCACUUUACUCUGACCACAUAUUUAUGAUCGUGUGGAGAUGUAGUGAAAUUCUCUGUACUACUUGGCAGGAUAUUCCAGACUUAAUGGAAAACUACAUUUGGUAAAUCAUUCCUACUCAAAACCAUAAGGUCUGUUCUACCAGGAAGUUCUCAUGUGUAAGCUCCCUUAAAGUGAAUGAGAGCAGGAUAACCCAACAUUUUAAUGGGGCUUAUGCCAAAUAACUUCUUGAAUGAUUUUUACAUUUUCUAGACCAAACAUGGCAAUUCUGCUCUCUUCUCUCAGAGGAAUAGUAUGUCUCUGGUAACUUCAGCUGGGGUCAUAAAUACUUUUCUUAUCUUGUUCUGUUAACUUGCUUUCCCAUAAGCAAAGGACUAGAAUAACACCAGCCUUUGGCAAGAAAAUACCUGUUGCUGCCUUGCUACCAGCAAGUACGUAAUAUACUCAUCCAGAAGUUCAACAAGUCAGCCUACUAUAGGCUUAACAGUUGAUACUGUGAUGAAUAUGUCUUUGUAUCCUUGGUUCUGACUCCAUCCUCUGCCACCCAGUCAUCUCUAAGAAAUAUAUGUUCCCACAUGCAAUCUUGUGGGGGGUGGGGAGUGACAUCCAUGUCUUUCUGGCUUGAUGAUUUGAGACAUCUUAACAAAAGCAAACCACAUCCCUGUAUCUAUCUUCAUAUAGGAUGCAAAACCAGGGUAACAUAAGACACAUAUGAUGGCAUUGCUGAAAAAGUCCCUCCAGUAAUAAUAAUUCAAAGGAGAUCAUGAAUCCCUUAUUCCCAUUCAGUUCAAGAAGUGCUUUGCUUUUGUAUAAGUGAAUACAGAAGUCUUAUUCAUCCUGUGGUACCUAAUUUCAGCUUUAUUGAUGUGUUUGGGGUGAAUGUGUGUAACCUUAAAGUGGGGUGAGGACAUGGAGGCGCAUUAGUUGCAAAAGAGGCGCCGUCAGGUAGGUGGAAUGCACCAUUAAAGAAUCCAGCAUAAGCAUGCUCAUUGUGGCACGGGGCCAACUUCCCCCUAAUGUACCUUGAUUUGAAAAGGAAAGCCUGAAAAGGAAUCUAUUGCUUUCAUUAUUAAUGAAGUGGCCGGUACUGUAGAUCCAUCCAUUUGACAGGCCAUUUCCACCAGAGGUUUAGUUUUCGAAAGGAAGUUCCACUUCAAGAUGUCCCUUACUUCAGGGAUAGACCAUCUGCUUCGCGUGCAGAAUGCCCCAUGUUCAAUUCCUGCCAUCUUCAGGGAGGGCUGGGAAUGUUUGUUGUCUGAAACUCAGGAGUACAGCUUUCGGUCGGUGUAAACAAUACUGAGCAAGAUGGACCAGUGGCCUGACUCUGCAUAAAGCAGCUUCCUCUGUUCCUUCCUGAGUCCUCAAGAUUUAAAGUGGCAAUUAGAGAUGGGAUGAAUUGUGAGUCGUUCAAGAUGUAGGAAUCCCUUCCUGAUCAUUGGUUUGUGUAUCGCUGAGAAGGAAUAUUGAAUUUAACUUUCAUCAUAUUGCAAAAUAAUCAUAUAUUUUAAGCAUAUUUUAAAUUAUUUCCUUGCAAAAGUUCAGUCUCACAGCUACAUCAUUCCCAGAGGAUAUAAAUUCUGCUUUUCAAUAGUAGUGUAACUAUCACAGGGAGCAGCUGAAGACUGAGAUAAAUAGGCAGAACUGGCACAGGAUGUGCUCAGGUUUAUCUUGUUCCACGCACCGCCAUUCUGCCUAGGGGCCCUAGAUCUAUAUAAUGGAGACACUAGAGGUGUAAAAUUUUCCAAAGUGUUGAAGCCGCAGACAAAUUCACUGUCUUGUAUUGCUUAUACUGAUGCAAUAAUCAGUUUAAUAUUUAUUAGGAUAGUGCAUAGUAGUGCUUUCACAAAAGAAGAAUUCUCUGUUACUGAGAUACAUAUCCUUAGUUAUACAGUAUGUUUCUUUUGAUUUGGUUUUAUGUAACACCCCUCAUUAUCUUUCUUGCAUAUUUAACAAUAUGCCUUUUGAAUUGUGUGAUAGUGUUAAUCCAGAAAAGUAAUAAAACCAUGAUAAAACCACCAUAAUUUGUUUGAUAUUUCAGUGGAGGCAGAGGAAUGAGAAUUGAGUUUAGAUGUGGAAGAAACAGAUUUAAAUCCCUAUUACCUGUGUUGGUUACCCUACAACUGGGAGGCAGAUAGUGAUGUUCCCUGAGAACACUGUAUUGGUGAUGGUUGUAAUGAGGCAAUGAGUUUUAGGGCAUUUUAUACAAGGAUGCUAACUAUGCAGGUCAUUGGUACAUGACUUGACCACAAAUUAAUCAUGGAUUUCUGAGGAGAGUACCAUUUUUGUACAUAUUUCCAAACAUGUUCACACAUUACAUUUUUAGGCCUGGAUUAUACCUGUAAAAUCUCAGAUAAUUCACCUCACAACAGAAUGUGUGAACCAGUCUUAUUUGGUGGUUGGUAGAAUGCUUCUAGUACAAUCCACUGGAAUGUUUUGUAUGUAAGCCCCACUGAAAUGACAAUACUUAACUUUUCCGUCCUUCAAUACAGCUACUUCUGAGAAGAUGAUUCUGAAACAUUCUUCUCAUGUUUUUGUUUAUAUUAGUAGGAAGUAUAUAGAGAUCCAGAAUUGGCCUCCACAGUCGCCUAUGGACACACUGUUAAGACCAUAUUCAUGGAAGACAAUCUUACUCGGCUAUGAGUGAUUGCAAAAGAAGACGGCAUGUAGAUAAAAAUAUAAAUUCAAUCACAUUUAAUCAAAACUUGCUCCCUAUCGGAUAUGAAGGAGCACAAAUUUUGGCUGGCCACCAAACUGUUAAAACCUUCCCAAAAUCAAUGUUUGAAAUUAAUGCCAUCAGGUAAUUUACAUCUUGUGUCUUAGCUAAAAUAUCUUAAAACUGAAAACAGUGUUUAAAAACAGUUGGGGAAAGCAGACUUCACAAUAGAGUUGUUGACAAAAUCCGGUUUAAACUCACCAGGUUUUUCUGUGUGGUGUUUUGUUUGGUUUGGAGGUACUGUUACAAAUUCAUUCUGACACGUUCAUUGAAACAAGUGCAUAUUUCGUUCUGCAAGAAUCUAUACCCUGAGCCUUUUAAAGAUGCAAACGAUCAAAAAUAGGAUUUGCUCUAAAUUAUUUGCUGAUCCUGGUUAGAGGAGUCAAGAAAAGCCUGUCCUUAUCAUAGCAGGUGCAUUGCAGCAGAGGCGCCGCAUGAGCCAGCUCUCUCUCACUCAUGCUCGGUUACUGUCGGUCAAUGCACGAUAGUAACCUUGGAUUGUGAUGCUUGAGCAGCGAGGAAGCAGAUGUUGGAUUGGCUGCACGGUGGCUGUUGCUAAGAUGAGAAAGAAAAGAAUGGGGAAUAUUAAGGACCAAAAUCAUUGCUGGGGGAAAGAUGCAUAGUUCUAUUCUGUAAAAAGCAUGUGAAUUACGUAAUCCACAAGUCACCUUGGAGCCUGCGUUUUCAAACACAGCAGAAGUAUUCGUGUCGUAUACCACAUUUUAAAAAGGGAAAUAAGCAGCUAGUCUGAACUAACUGCAGGAAGUAGAAACCCAGCACAGAGACACAAUUUUAAAGCGACCCUUUCUGAAUGGCACUUGAUUAGUUUAAUUGUUUCUUCUUCUUAUUGUUCCAGAAAAAACCACAUAGAUGCACCUUGUCUAAGAAUAUUAUUUUUCUUUGGUAAAAGGGGAACAUGGUAUUUUUAGCAUCUGACCUGUAAAAACUGUGAGUCAGUGACUUAAUUGGACAUCAUAUUCUAUCAGGGAGAGAUGGAACGAGGGCUAUAUAUUUCACAGAUGCCUGCUCAGGUGCAUUUCAGGCAUGUGCAAAUAGACACAUUGUACUACAUGGGUUUGUGGGUUUGAACCCUAUAAUGGACAAAAGAUUCCUGCAUUGCAGGGGGUUGGACUAGAUGACCCUUGGGGUCCCUUUCAACUUCACAAUUCUGUUAUUCUAUAGUUGUCUCAAAGUAUGAGGACCUCCUUCACCUAGCCCUGAAGAUAAGACUUUACAUAGGCCCUGCCAGGAUCUUGGGCAAACAUUUUUUAAGCAGGGGGCUGGUCCACUGUCCCUCAGACCCUGUGGUGGGCCAAACUAUUUUUUUGGGGGGGGGGGAGAAUGAAUUCAUAUGCCCCACAAAUCACCCAGAGAUGCAUUUUAUAUAAAAGGACACAUUCUACUCAUGUAAAAACAUGCUGAUUCCCGGACAGUCUGUGGGCCGGAUUUAGAAGGUGAUUGGGCCGGAUCCGGCCCCUGGACCUUACUUUGCCUACCAAUGAUCUUGAGUCUCCACUAAUAUUUAAGAAGGGGUAGGACUGCAGAGUCUCCCACAACAACCCUCAACUGCUCUCUUGCGAUGCAGCAUCUAUCCUGCCCAGUCUCUUGUUCCUUGCCUUAGCUCCCCUAUGGGCAGCUCUUCUGCUAUUUUACUAAUUGUGGCUUAGACUCUGGCUCUAGCCCUCCUGAAUGAACUGCAUCCUGCUUCUCCCUUCCAAGUGGGACUGAUGGGUCUGGAGUUGAUGGGAAUGGGAUGGCGGGGAAGGACUUAGCCUCCACCAAUGGUAGGUUUCUUAAGGACAUACUUUGCAUUGCCCUGGAGUGAAUGAAAACUACUCUGUGAUGCAGAAGAAAGUGAAGAAAGAGGCCUGCUUCUUAGGUACACAGCAGGUUUUACUGUUCCCCACUGGUCUUGCAAACUGACAAGUAUUGAUUGGAUGUGUGUUCCUUGCAAAGCUAGUAAAAGUGUAGAAAUGUAAACAUGGAGGGAAUCGCAUCUGCCCACCCCCACUCCCAGCCUCCCUGUUUUUUGAAGUCCCACCUACAAUGGGAUCUACAUGCAUAUCUGACUGUGUGCACAGUCUCUGAACACAUCCUCUAAACCAGGCGUAGGCAAACUUGGCCCUCCAGAUGUUUUGGGACUACAACUCCCAUCAUCCCUGACCACUGGUCCUGUUAGCUAGGGAUGAUGGGAGUUGUAGUCCCAAAACAUCUGGAGGGCCAAGUUUGCCUGUGCCUGCUCUAAACCCUACAAAAGGUACGACUUUAGUUGUAUUUUCUCAUAACCAUUGGUUUGUUGCAAAAUAAAAGGAAAUACAAACCAUACUAUAUACAGCCAACAAAGUGGGGGAGAGGACAGGACUUCAGCCUGUCAACUAACAAAAUCAUCAUCAAAUAACGCUCCCCUCAAACAAUGUCAGACUGAAUGGUCCCUCAUUAGUCAAUUGUGGUUUGUAUGGGAAAUGUGCUUCUGAUUUAUUUUAUGCAACAAAUGUGAGAAUAGUUACUUUACCUGUCACGUAUUUGUCAGAAUCUGAAAGAAAUAACACAUUUUAAUUCCAUUAAGAUUUUCAGGCAAAAAUCUUCAUUGCAGUGAAGUAUAUUUUUGGCGGUACAAUAAAUAAUUAUAGUUUACUUGACCAAAUUUACACAAAACAACUCUCUCAAUAAGCACAUGUCAUUGUUUGUAAGAUGAGGACUGCAAAUUCCUUCUUUAAAGAAACACACACCUGUAGAGACAUCAUGUCUGUAUUCCUUGCUGAAAUGCUGGCACUUGAAUCCAACCCUGGAUGCUUAUGUUGUACGAAUUAGCUGCAGAGUAUAAACAGAGUGCAAACAAAAUAAAUAAGUAAAUUAAUGACAACAAUGCCCCUCGGGUGUGAGGUGAAGUACGUACAUUUUUAUACUACAGCUCACAACCACUGUUGUUCAUUCACAAUACAUUCAACUGGGGAUUUAAGCUCAUUUAUUUCAUAAAUGCAGAGGAAGAAACAAUUAUUUUGUGUACUUCAGAAAAUUAUGCAUCAUUUUCACCUCCAGCUAUUUCUUCCCUUUCUCUGCACUCAGUUAUGUGAGUAUAACUUAGGAACAUUCAGGAUUGCCCCACUCCAGAAUCCAAGGAACCAUUCUUUUAAAUCAGAAACAUUUGUUUCUAGUAUUUCAUAGCAUUAAUUUUUUUUCAAAAGUCCUGAAUUCCUAAAAUCAUGGCAAUAAAAUUGUUGCCAUUUUUGUUAUAAUAAAAGAGGUUCUAGUGGCAAGGACAGCAAUUACUUUGUACUCAGGUUGUUGUAUUUGAAAACAGCAAUUGGAGGAAGAAAGUGGCAAUUUAACACCUUUUGGAGCAUUAGUCUUUCAGCUAGAUACCAGAGGAAGCAAUUGAGAAAAGUUCAAGAUUGAGACUAUUACAAAAUCAGAACAAACAGCAUCUAUUGUGGUGUGUCAUUACAUAACUGAAGGUCCUAUCGAAAAGCAUCCACAGCAAGUUUGAUGAUUUUUAAGUCCAUGGCAUGAAAGGAACAGAUAUAUUUCUAUUUGUGGUAAAAUAUAAAACACAGGGUUUGCAUGAUGAGGGCAACAGCUAUGACUCCUUUAACUUUCAGAUCUUCAGUGUCGGAUCACUAGGAAUGAGCUGAAUCCAUUUGUGUGGGUGCUUGAUGUUUGUAGGAGAAAUGAAUAGUGCCUAGGGAAGUCACGGCUUGUGUACCAGUCAGGGUACACAAAGUCAAUUCACCGUAGACAAGGCCAGAUCAAGCUGCUAAAAUUUAGGCAGAAGCUCUCUUCUAUAGAAAACAGAUAAAAACAGGACCUUGGAUAGCUCCAAUUGAGCCAUGCUGAGUGAAGCAUAAGGAAGUGGAAUAUAGAUGUUGUUCUAGCAGCAGGUCAGCAGCAAGGCUUUUAUAGGUUGACACCCCUGGCAGUGUCACUGGCUUUGGCUUACUGGAGGAGCUGUUAAGGGUCCUCACCUUAUUUUACAGUCUUUGACUUCUGCUAGGUUGAGGAAGUAGAGGUUCUGAAAGGAGACACCUUCUGGGUCCAAGAAUAAUGUCUGGACUCUGUUCUCCAACCAGAAGUGCCCUGAAUAAGCUAACAAAGUUUCUCCCCACCAGAAACUGUGUUUUCGUCUCAUCAGAGGCAUCUACUGUACAGUGCAAGGUCCAAAAGUCAGGGUCAUAAAAGGUUGCAUCUAGUUCUUUGAGAUCUUCAGGCUCACAGGGGAGGCCAGCAGUUUCCAGUCAAGCAACAGGACCUUGGCCAAUUCCAAGGGCCCCUGCUAAAACAGUUAUGAGAGAUAAUUGUCUCCCCCAGGGAGCUGGAGCCAACUGAAGUCUUAUGUAGGCUGACCAGUCCUGUAGCGAGUAGGCUCUGUCUCUCUGGAACAGCUGACUGGCUGGUUAAAGGGCCCUCACUUUGUUUAGUAGCCUUUGAUUUCUGCACGGACUAAUCCUUGAGUUAGUGGCAGAGCCAUGCCCUCUGGCUGGAGGAACUCUGAAUAAGGUAAUUAUGGUUCUUCUCCUGAGGACGUAGCCUGAACCUCAUCAGAAGCCUAUGGAGUACACUGCAAGGUGCCUGGAUUGUAAUCCAAGACAGGCUGGGACUUUGCCUUUGAUUAUUUGGGCAUGAUUGUCUUGGGAUAAGUUCAUUUACAGGACAAAACCAUAUAUGAGUUCAGAGGGGUCUAGAACACUGAAAGUUUUGCCAACUGCCUCCCAUGUUGCAGCAACCAGAUGGAUGAUGUUUCUUACAGCUAGGAGACUAGAGUUCUGUUUGCUGCCCGGGGAAGAAAAGUAGAGCUUUUUCUGUUAUCAACUGGGCUUCAGUGAAUGGACUGAAACAGUGUAUUUAUGGGAACACUCAGAAGGAACUUCUUGACAGAGCUCCAAAAAGUAUCUACAGAGUUGCAUUAAAAAACCCUCAAGUCUGCCUUGCUUAUCCAAAGAAAUUCAUUAGUGUUUUCUAUCUUUGCGAACAUGUACAAAUACACCACAUGGAGAUCAUUUGGUGCAAUUAAUUGCAGGGUCUAUCAUGCAAACUAGGAAGCUGCUUUACAAAUGAGAGUCAAGUAACAUAAUCUACCAGGACAGGACAGGCUGAUUUGGAGGUGAGCCAGAAAUGAAUCUUCUCUCAGUUUUAACCUAAGCUAACCUGACCUGGAUUUAGACAUACCCCAUGAGGCAGAAUUUCAGUAGUCAAUGUGCUCUGGGUAGAAAAUGUAUGAAUACUGUGAUUAUAUACUUUUAGUUGUAGAGAUUUUUAUUGUGUAAUUCAAUAUCUUGCCUAUGUGUGGAGUUUUUGUUGUUUUGUACUGGAAGUAUGAAAGAACAUCUGUUUCUGGAAAUUAUUCAGUUCUUUGUUGCCAUUCAGUUAGCCCUUAUAAUAACUUGAAAAGAAAGGAGCGUGGAGAGUGUAAAGGGGAAGCUGAAAGUCCUCUCUGAAAAGGAUGGGAAUUUGGAAUAAGCAGUGCAUUUUAAUAAUGGCCCUCAACCACAGUUUGAUGUGUUUGGACAAAAUUAAUUUCUUGGAUACAAUUUGUCUUGGAUACAAUUUGUCAAGUUAUUCAUUUUAACUUGACAGACCCUUCAGAAGUUAAUUGGCAGCAGGUAUGGGUAAAAAUUCAUCAGAUCAAGUUAUGAAGAUGUCAACCAUUCACACAAUAGUGAAGACCAGCUUAAAGAAGUAAAGUGCAUGCUUUGGGAUAACAUUUUGCUUAUGUUUGUUCAGAUAGCAUAUUUGCAGUUCUAACAGGGAGAAUUUUAAGUGAACUCAAAAGUUAAAAGGCAAAGAUUUUUGUGACAUUAUAAACUAUUGUGUAAUAUGCUGGGGAAUAAAACUGAUUAUGUGGAAAGAAUGGCAAUAUGAUGGAGGUCUAGGUCACUAUGGUGGUAAAAUAGCCACCCAGCCUUUUAAAAAUUCCAUCUAAAUAGUUUUGUGGUCCUCCUGGUCUGUUUUAUUCUUCAGCUAUUCCUACUAUUAGCAAAAGAAUUUUUUUCCUGAUACGCAGCAGGGAGGUAGCUCAGCAGCAAUGUGUGAUGGGCAGCAGCGAUAGCUUUGUCUUCCUGGAACCUGAUCACAUGUCUGAAACGGGAUGUGAAAACUUCCCCUUUGAGAUAAACUUAGUCAUGUACUGUAUUAGUUACCAUGGGUUAAAGCUGUAAUGCUGCUAUUAUUAUUUACUAAAUUUCUAUAUUGCACUUCAUCCAAAGAUCACAGGGCAAUUUACAAUAUAACCCCCCCAAUACAUGCCAUAAUAAUAAACAAAAACAAAACAUGCACACACACAGAGAGAGUUUAAAAUGCCAUAGAUUGUUUAAUUAGCCAAAGGCCUGGGAGAAGAGGAAUAUUUUUGCCUGGCGCCUAAAGAUAUGUAACAAAGAUGCCAGAUGAGCCUUCCUAGGGAAUGCAUUCCACUUUAGACAGGUACUAUAUUCUCAAAAAAGUACAAUGGUACCUUGGAAAUAGAACGGAAUCUAUUCCGAAAGUCCGUUUGACUUCCAAAAUGUUCAGAAACCAAGGCACAGCUUCUGAUUGUCUGCAGGAAGCUCCUGCAGCCAAUUGGAAGUUGUGGAAGCCAUGUCGGACGUUUGGGUUCCAAAGAACGUUUGCAAACCGGAACACUCACUUCCAGAUUUACUUCAUAUUACUUUAUCUACUUUAUCAGCUGAUAUUAAUCCAACAUGUAGGUUGUCUAGGAUUUGAAAACAGAUGAAAGUUCAGUAUUAUCAUGGUUGCUCAGUUUUUCAGUUUCCGAACUGCAGGAACAGUAAAAACCAUCCUCUUAAAAUCCACUUAAUGCAUUUUCUUUCCGCUAGCACUGAUGUGUUCACUGUGUAGUGGGUUUCUGUUUAAUGUUUCUACACAUUUCAGAAGAAAUUAUGAUGGCUAAUUAGAAUAGUUCAGGGAUGUUUUAGCAGGUUCUGUGUUUAGUGUGUUGGCAGUGAAAAUAUUUUCAUUUCUGAGACUUCAUUAAUGCAAAUAAUCCAGAGGAGGGCUAAAAACACUGUUGUCAAUGCUCUAGGCAUAAACCAAAAAUCUGGAAGAAAUCCAGAUUGUUUCCACAUUCAUGGGAGGAAUAUUAUUAUUAUUUUAGCAUUCAGGAACACAGAUGCUACUGUUACACUAAAUUUUAGAGAAAUUGUGCAAAUUUGCCAGUUUCACCAGGCCUCUAGAUUUUUUGUGUGUCUCUAGGCUAGAGAUGAGUGAAAAUAUCAGUGUUGGUUUCUCUCAGUUUUCCCAAUCACAUUUUGAUAUGAGUCUGCAGUUUUCUUUUAAAAUCCUCAUGAAAACUACUCAGCAUUUUAGUCCGGAUAUACACAUUUUUGUACGCAGUUUAGCCUAGUAUACAUAUUUUUGCAAAGCAAUGCAUUUUUGGAUGCUAUUUUCCCUGAUCCAUGAAUUUUUAUGAUAUAUAAUUACUUGGCUGUGGAGUUGUGCUGCAAAAUUUGGAGAAGUGUGGAUUUUGUGCUUUGCUUUGUGCAUUGUUUCAGCAACUGCAAACUGAAUCGAAGUUAUUCCACUUCCCUACUCGAGGCCAUUAGAAAUGUUUUAGUGAUAUUGUUACUAGUUGUAAAGGAAAUAGUGUUAAGAUGAUGGAUGGAUGGGUUUUCCAUUGCUCCUCCCUGUAGCCCCAUCCUCCCAGAUGUUCUCCAGCAGGUUCCCCAAACCCUCCAGAACUGAUUUGUGGGCACACAGGGAGCUGCAGAGAAUGAGAGUGGAAUGGGAAACCCCAUUUCAUUCAUGGAAAUCUAUCCUGUUGGCAGGUUAGCACCAUUGGCUGUCAGCCUCUCUCUCUCUCUCUCUCUCUCUCUCUCUCGUGUGUCUAUAUAUAUAUAUAUAUAUAUAUAUAUAUAUAUAGUUUUGAUUGGUGUGUGGCCUUGUUAUGAACCCUUGAAUAUUUGGGCUUUAGCUCAUAAUAGAAUCACAAAAUCUAAUCGGUGGCAGCUUGAUUGGCACAGGCAUAUAGCUCAGUUGGUUAGACCAUGGUGCUGAUAACACCAAGGUUGCAGGUUCAAUCCCUGUAUGGACCAGCUGCAUAUUCCUGCAUUGCAGGGGGUUGGACUAGAUGAUCCUCAGGGUCCCUUCCAACUCUACAGUGCUAUGAUUCAGUGCUAUAUCUUUCUCCAGCCCCAGUAUGUGUUCUGCUGUUGUAUUUGUGAGUCAUCCUUAUGACCACAGGUGCCUGCCUUGUCUCUUUGUCUCUUUGUGUUAAGAGAGAGAGAUACUUCCAGGAAAGACUCCUAUUCAAAAGCAAAUGCAAGAUCUUUUUUUCUAACAAUAAUAACGUGUGAAAUGUUUACAUAAGGCUUGAGUUGCUUGAAAAGAAGCUAUUCUGUAAAUUCACAGAAAAGAAUAAAACAGUAUAUCAUGUAACUUCACCUCAUCACUUUUCCCCCUUGUUUUGAGGCAAACAAACCCACAGGUAAUAUACAGAGCAUGACACAUUCUGACUCUUAAUUCCUCAAACCUGUAGACCUGAAGCUUGCCAUGUGGAAUACAUCCUUGAAUCAUUUGCAUGAAGCCUGGUGGGAGCAGGGUUAUUAUCGUUCAUUGACCCAUUUAAGAGGCUCUCUCUCUGCUCUGGAUUGCAGGCAUGUGGCUGUAUCUACUUAUAUCUAGCUUUAUGUUGCUUCUCACACAAUGCCAGCACCUGCUUUUAAGAACCAGAUCCUGACAAAGUUGUCUUAUUGAAAAAUUCAUUUUCACAAUCUUUUAAGACAACAUUUAAUGAAAAUUAUAUCUGUGUAGGAGAAUGGAUCGUUUUAUUUUUUUCAAGCAUGAAAGCUGCCAUCCUCGCUAAUAAUUUUAAGAAGAAUUUCAGUGUUAUAGCCUUUUCUACGUCAAGCUUUCUUCUCCAACCACGCAAGUCCAAGCCUACCAACUGGUUGUCUUUCUUCUGUAAUGUUGACAUUAAAGAAACAAACCUUGGCAGUAGCUUAUAGGAAACAAAGGACUGGUAGUAUCAGAAUCUAUUUACACUUUACAAAGAAAUGCAUUGUGCUGAAAUUCAGGCAACUUGCACUUUUUGUUUCCCAUUUCAGGGGCAAUGUGUGAAGUGGAGACUUGUGGAUCUUAGUGUGCGAGUUUGCCCAUCAUAGUUACUCUCAACCAAGACCCCAAACCAUAUUUUGAUCCUCGUUUACAAACAGACUUUGGUUUGAGAAAACCAUACUUUGCACUAUUUGGACACCAGUUGGAAACAGAUGUUACUCUUCACGUGUGGCGAAGGGGGAGGAGGAAAUGUAUGAACUCAACAUUAACUCAUUCAUGAUCUUCCAAAUUAGGGUUUGGAGUGUUGUGCGAUUGUGGCUGUUGUGUCAAGAGCAUGUUGGUGACUUUUGGAAGGUUCUGGUUUGCCGUUGUUUGGUUUCUUUUCAUUCUAAUUGGUGAAGUUGUUGAUAGUAGACUUUAGCUUCAAGUCAGAGGAGCUGGCCUGUGAGAAGACUGAGGUGAAGGGAGAUGGUCUCUGCUAUCUCACCAAGACGAAUACCUGCACUGGGAUAGAUGGAGGAAGUCAAAAAGGUUAAUGUACCGUAGCUGCAAAUCCCUUAAGAGAGGAGUCAACAACCUUUUUGGACCAGGGGGUACAUUUCAAAUUCUGAAUGUGUGCUGAGGGCUCCAGUUAGACUGUCAUAUUGUAGCUAUUUAUCUGGGAUCAAGUUCCGUCAAACACAAAAGACUUCUGAACUUUUUGCUUCAUAACAUUUUUUUCUAGGAGGACUAGAGACUUAGCCUGCAGCGCUUUUUUUUUUUUAGUCUGCAGCGCUUUCCUGAGGGCACCAGUGAAGACCUUUGUAGGCACCCUGGCACCCUCAGAUGAUGGGUUGGUGACCCCUCUUUUAAAUGGCUUAAGAAAUAGUACCAAUAAAGUUAUGGCCCGCUAGCCCCAAAUUAUGUGGUAUUUUCUCUUCCUUUUGGGCUCAAUCUGUGCUCUUACCAUUUUGUUGAUUUUUGGAUAACUUCAGCAAGAUUACUGCUAAGAGAGAAUUAUUGUAAAAAGAAGUUUAAAGAACUUCUCACUUCCUAAGGAAAUCUAAAUUGACGUACAUAUAACAUACUAAUACGGCAGUGAUGAAUUUGUGGUAAACAACUUGCAGUUGGGCAGGAAGCAUGAGGUCACACCAUCUGCUAGAUGGCCAGCCACAAAUGCUAUAGUGUUAGGGGUCCAACUGCCUAGUGGGUUGUCACGUCUCAUUAGUUUCUCUGAAGAAAAGCAUUAUCCAGUUAUUAAAUUUAUACAAUGAAUAGGCUGCUGUGGGGGGGGGGGGAGUAUGGCAUGCACAGCUUUAGAAAGAUCCAUAAACCUUACUUUGUAAAGACUUCCUUCUGUUUAACAACACAAUGCAGUCUGUCAGAUCUAAUGCCUAGCUGAAAUUUAAUCCAUGGCUCUGAGAGAACAAUAAAGUUAAAGGGGUAUAUGAAAGUUUCUGGAAUCUAAAUUCUAGGUAAAUUAACAAUUUAACUGCAUUCCCCCCCCCAGUUCAUGCCAUAGUUUCUUACCUGACUGAUGCCUACUUUUAGACAAUGGUUCAUAUAAGUGCCUUGUGCUGUUAUGCCAGAGAUUUACCGCAGUUAAGAGAUAAGUGUUUAUAAUCUCUCUCCACAGUUUUACAAUAAUAGUGUUUAUCCCUUUGGAAAUCGUAUUUACUCCAUACACUUUUUGAGGAAAUUUUCUCACAAGGCCCACAUGCUUUUUACAUUUUGGGACUCCAUAAUGGUGUCUUCAGAUAGGAUUGUUUUGUAUACACAUCAUUUGAUUAGGUUUUUCAUUAACUGGUGAAGGCAUUUUUGUAAGACAGCAUAUAUUGUGGAGGAAAGAAGGGCAUCUCUUGGUGUCUCUUCUAGAUCGCAAAUGGUGACUUGGUCAGCAUAAUUCCGUUCCGCUGCUGUUGUUUUGUUUUUAGUAAUGCAAGGUAUUCAUUCUGUGCAGGUCUUAGACUUUUGCCCGAAAAUUCUACCCCGACAGCACCAGUGUUUAUAAUCACAGGAAGCAUGCAAUGCCAAUAUAGAAUUUAUGGGUCAACAGAUUCUAAAUCAGAUUAGCCUUGAAAUGUUCUGCAGCAGAGAAAGGCUCUAGUUCUUUCUGUGUCUGAAUAUUUUUAAUCCUCCAUAAGGGAUUAUAAGGCGCACAAUGCUGGUAUUACAUAGAUAACUAGUCUCUACUUGGUUGACCUUCAUAAGCAAAAAGACCUUUCACCCAUUUCCAGAAAGGAAUAAUGCAUGCCAUUGUGUUUUAGGGUCUCAGUAGCCUGAAAUGCUCGUUAACAAAAUCCAGUUCUUUAAUUCAUUUUGUACUCUUUCCCUUUAAAAAAUUAAAAAUUAAAAAUGUUUUUACGCUUGGGUUAAAUACUGUGGGGAAGCAGCAGUGUAUACAUUGCUUAAUGUGGCUAGACCAGUUGUGAAAUCCUGGGAAAUACAGUUACUUAAUGUGGUAAGGCCAGUUGUGAAACACAGUGAUGCAGGCAAACAGAACCUGUGACCUACCAGAGGAUGUUGCACUUCAAUUCCCAUCAUCCCUAGCAAGCAUAGCCAAUGGCCCAGGGAUGAUGGAAGUUGUAGUUUGUCUGUCUUUUUGUAACUUUGUUUCUCCUGAACUGGGAUUCAAGACAGCUUACCACAUUUUAAAAACAUCAGUAUAAAAGACAAGGUCAUGAAAGCAAACUAGUUAAACACAAUAGUUAAAAAAUAAAGCACAAUUAAAACUGGCACUGAGUUACUGAUUGCCCUGAUACCAGCCCAGUGGUCAACAACAUUGGCACCUAGUUUUCAGAGGCCUACCUGAAAAAGAAGGUCUUAGCCUGCCAGUGGAGAGAUAACAAGGAGGGAGCCCAUCAAACCUCUCUUGGGAGGGAAUUCCAUAGUAUGGGAGCCGCCACAGAAAAGUCUGUCUUUUGUAUCACCACCAGCUGUGCUUCUGAUGUUGAUGGGACUGAGAAAAGAUUCUCAGCUGAGGAUCAUAGCACCUGGACGGAUUUGUAAAGGGAGAUAAAGAUCUUUCAGGUAUCCUGUGCCCCAGCCACAUACGGAUUUAUAGGUGAUAACCAUCACUUUGAAUUGUGACCAGAAACAGACCAGUGGCAAGUUGUUUUCACAAGGGAGUAACAUGCUCCCUGCAGCUAGCCCCAGUGAGCAGUCUGGCUGCAGCAUUCUGGGCCAGCUGAAACUUCCAAACAUUUUUCAAAGGCAGCUGCACAGAGAGCAUGUUGCAGUAGUCCAACAGAGAUGUAACUAUGGCAUGCAUCACUGUGGCCAGAUCUGACAUGUCAGUAGUGUAACAACAUCUGGAGCACAGGUUCCCGCAUACCUGCAGUACUGCCUGGAUCCAAAUUUCUAUUUUUCUUUUUCUGCAGUUAAGUCAUUUCCAUCAAGCUAGUGAAGUUUCCUGAACAAUUGCUACAUGUUCUCACCCAGCACACAUUAUUCUUGUUCGGAGGUGGACAUCUCUGACAGCGUUCAUUGUAAACCUUCUUUCACACUGGCAGCUUAAACGCAGCUUGCGGGAUGCACUUAAGGUUGUACCUUGACAAAUAAUUUAUGACGAGCACUUUUCAGUAUGCAGUUGGUAUUUUUUGAAAGGCGUGGAUAAGGAGUGACAUUUUAUCUUGCUUUCAACUCCUUUUCAUACUGUGAAGAUUCCUGGAAAUCAGUGAGGCUUGCGUUUUCAACACUGCUCAAGAGACAAGUACAUUGGAAACCUCUUAUAUGUUUGUCAAAAUGUCUGUAUAAACACAAAUGAUGGGGGUAUAGCAGCUGGAGCAGUCUGCUAAAAUCAAUGCAGACAUUACAAGCAAACUCUAGGCCUUUUCUUUCAAAUCUGGCUUUUCAAUGGCUAAUGAAGAUGAAAAUGAUUGACUUAUUAAAUGUCAAACUUGCUUUCUCACAUUCACUUCCUGCUGUUCUGUGGCCAUAGCAGAGUCGUGCUGGAUGAGACCAAGGGCCCAUCUAGUUCAGCAUCCUGGCCUGGAUCUAGACACAUCAAAGACGUGUUUCAGUUUAAAGCGUCGUAAAUUUAAACAGGGAAAACAGGUAGAAAAAAACCAGGACUCCACGUCGCCAUCUGGUGGCACAGUGUAAUAUCACACAUACCACACAUAUAAAUUGCUUUUUCUAGCUGAGCCCCUAUUCUCACAGCAGCAACUCAAUGCCAUUGGGAAGCCCACAAUCAUCAGGACAGGAGUGCAACCGCAUUCUCCCACUCACAUUUUCCAGCAACUAGAAUCCAGAGGCAACCUGCCUCUGAUCCUGGAAGUUAAGAAGUAGCCAUUGGUAGUAUUCUCACUCAAUUUGUCUAAUCCCAUUUUUAAAGCCAUUUUAGAUGAUGGGCAUCACUAUAUCCUGUGAAUAUCUUAGUUUCACUGUUUUAUUUAUUUAUCAUUUCAUAAAAUUUAUGCACCACUUGAUUGUAAAAACAAUCAAAACUUAAAGCAGUUUACAAAAAAAGAGACAAGACAAUACAUUUUAUCAAUAGGAAGAAUUAGAAACAAUGAUUUGAGACUUUCAAAAAGUUGAAAUAAUAAACUAAAAAAGGUUAAAGCUCGCAUCAACUUUCUAAAUAUCUGGGUAAAGGUAAAGGGUAAAGGGACCCCUGACCAUUAGGUCCAGGCGUGGCCGACUCUGGGGUUGCGGCGCUCAUCUCGCUUUAUUGGCCGAGGGAGCUGGCGUACAGCUUCUGGAUCAUGUGGCCAGCAUGACUAAGCCACUUCUGACAACCCAGAGCAACGCACAGAAACACCGUUUAACUUCCAGCUGGAGCGGUACCUAUUUAUCUACUUGCACUUUGAUGUGCUUUCGAACUCCUAGGUUGGCAGGAGCAGGGACCAAGCAACGGGAGCUCACCCCAUUGCGGGGAUUCGAACCGCCGACCUUCUGAUCAGCAAGCCCUAGGCUCUGUGGUUUAACCCACAGCGCCAUCCGCGUCCCUCUAAUAUCUGGGUAGGCUUGUCUAAAUAAAAAUGCUUUUAGCAGGCACCAAAGGAGUACGGUAAAGGCAUUUGCCUGAUGUCAGCAGGCAGGGAGUUGCAAAGUGUAGGUGCUGCAACAACCUAAUUGCUGCCUCUUAAACUACAAAGAAAUAGAUAAACAAAAACCAGAAAGGUGCAGCGUGCUUGAAAUACCAUGCUAAGACAGCUGUACUAGGGAAAAGAUGGUAGGUAAUAAAAUGGUAAAGAGCUUUUAUUUGCAACAAAUAAAUGUUCGCCGUUUAUGUUUUCCUUGUAAGAUUUUUCAAGAAAAUGUAAAAAUACAGAGAAGUUCUCUCAGCAGUGCAUAGUUCUAUUACAUAUUGAAUAUCAAACCAAGCACUUAAAUUGAGGCUACCUGACUAGGUCUAGCUUGUGUAGAGACUAGCGACAGCUUGAGUCUUAAAUCAAUCUUGGGAUGCAAGUACUUCAGAUUCUAAUCUGCUAGAAUGACUAGGAAGACGUGGGGUAAACUUCUAAACAUUGCACCACCUUCUUUUGCAGGUUUCAAGACCUUGUUGAAAGGAAUUUCAGGAAAGUUCAGCAGUGGAGAACUUGUGGCCAUUAUGGGUCCUUCUGGAGCUGGAAAGUCAACGCUCAUGAACAUCCUGGCAGGAUACAGGUAAGUGAGGGCAACGGUCAAUUCCCAAAUUAUGUUGUUUUGUUGUUGUUUAGUCGUUUAGUCGUGUCCGACUCUUCAUGACCCCAUGGACCAGAGCACGCCAGGCACUCCUGUCUUCCACUGCCUCCCGCAGUUUGGUCAAACUCAUGCUGGUAGCUUCGAGAACACUAUCCAACCAUCUCGUCCUCUGUCGUCCCCUUCUCCUUGUGCCCUCCAUCUUUCCCAACAUCAGGGUCUUUUCCAGGGAGUCUUCUCUUCUCAUGAGGUGGCCAAAGUAUUGGAGCCUCAGCUUCACGAUCUAUGUUGUUUAGAUAUAACUAAUUUUAAGUGUGUAGCUAAACUUGUAAUAUGUGAGAUAAUAAACAUGUGCUUGUAAACGUAUGUAGAAUGCAUUUAUGCCCAUUGGAGAACCAGGAUUGGCUGCACCUUCUUUGUCACAUUUACUCACUAUCACAAAGUUGCAUUUGCUGCCAUAUAUAAUACAUAGAAGAACCCCAGGUCUAAUCCUUGUUCUUAAGCAAAUCAUUUCACCUUGUAUUUAUAAAACUUUUUUUUUAAAAAAAAGCCUUAAUACAUAUCAGCAACACUGUUGCUCAAACCUGCUCCUGCAGAUUUGGAUUCCCUGGUUUAAAGUCUACAAGUGUUUUGAUAAGACAAAUAUUUUCACUCAUGGUGCUGCAUGAUUGAGAGAACUCCAGAGAUUUAGAAGUAAAUACUAUGCCACCUGCUCCGAGGGCUGAUUUGCUCAUUGCAGUCUUCUGAAUGUAGGACUUGUACAAUCUCAUGAUUUACAAAACAGCCUUGGAGCUCUCGGUGAGUCAGAUGAGUGAGUGAGAUCACUUCACACAUUGUGUUUACUUGCAUCUGCAGAAGCAUAAUUGACUUGCAUGUCUUUUUUUAAAAAUGUAAAGUGCACAUAGGGGUAGGAGACAAAUUUGGUUCAGUUCACCUUUAAAGGCAAACCUGCCUAAUUCACACUUUAAGAACCAAAGCAUAGCUAUCCUUCAAAAUUUACACUUCUCCUAAUUUGGGAAUGGAAUUUUCUAGCCAAGCAAUGCUUACAAAAAUGUAGAGUGUGUAUAACGUUAACAUGAUAGUGAGAAUACCACAACAAUGCAUUGUAUUAGGGGAAAUUACUUGCAAAAGUGAGUACAUUAGUCAAAUCUGCAUACAUAAGGCUAAAUUUGCACCAAAAUGCAGAUGAACUUCCAUGAGGAUUUUUUAAAAUGAAAAUUGAUCAUUUUACUACAAAUUCAUAAAAUAUUAUAUGCAUAAAACUGGCAAAUUUGUGCAGAAAUGUGGAGAACGGAAUUCAAGACUGAAAAAUGGGAAACAGAGAACUGUAUUUGACAAAUAAGUCAGUCCCUAAGUGCAAGCCAGCCCUUAGCUUUGUCUCCCCCUAAAGGAUGUGAAGGAAAGUUUCAUGCUUUUUUUCUUUUCUUGACCAAUUUCAGAGAGACUGGGAUGAAAGGAGAGAUCCUCAUCAAUGGACAACCCCGUGAUCUGCGCUCUUUCCGCAAAGUCUCCUGCUACAUAAUGCAAGAUGACAUGCUACUUCCACAUCUUACUGUCCAAGAAGCCAUGAUGGUAAUUGAACCAUAUUUAGCCUGAACUUCCCCAUGACUGUGGCUUCAGGACUGCUUGAUCCUUUAUAAGGCUUAACCCUGUGUGCUGCUACCCUGACAAACCUCUUUUCAGUCUUAAGUGCUGCAAAGUGAAGCAGUCUGUAGACUUGACCACUCUGCUCUUGCCUUGGAGCAGGCAAUGAGAAGUUUGUUUUAUAGCUCAAAGGAGGAAGUCCCAUUUUAUUUAUUAUUUACGGAACUUCUAAACUGCCCUUCAUCAAAAUAAUUCCCAGAGCGCAAUCAUUAAAUAAGCAAUCAAUAAAACACGAUUGAAAUGAUAAAACCUUGAUCAAAACCUUCCAGAGUGGUUAACAGACAUUAAAUAAUUAAAGAAAUACAAUUAAGAUUAUAAUGCCUAGGAAAAAAGACAUCAAUAAACACCUCUAAAAACCCUCAUGAACAGUAAAACAAUAAAAAAGCAGGCUUUCAUCAACCAACCAACCAACCAACCCUAGGACCAGUGCUUUUUUUCUGCGGGGACACAGGGGUAUGCAUACCCCUAAACAUUUUGUGAAUCUUUGUACUUUUGUCCAUUUAUUGUAUUUAUUUCCCCAGAUUUGAACUAUAAAAUGAUGGUUUUCUUGAGUCAAAAUGAGAGUACCCCUAAACAUUUUUUAGGGGGAAAAAACACUGUCUAGGACAUUGUGCAUUGAUAGAAUUUAAUUGGAUUUUCCAAAGGCCUGGGUACCAGAAGCCCAGUAAUGUGAUGACUGUCCACGCCUACAGGGGACCACUAUUGUGACUAUAGGUGCAGGCUGAUGAUCAGAGCAACACUACAAAGAAGGCCUUCUCCUUCCACUACCAUCCACAACAGGGCAAUGAGAAGCUCCUCACUUGCCUUUUUCACUUUGUGGAGGGGAUUCAGAAGAGAAUUUGUGAGGAAAAAUAAAUAGAUACCGUAUUGAUAUUUCUUUUUUUAAGAAAAGAGCCUGAGUUACAAAUCUGUAUUAUUAAAGGGCUGGCCAUCCAUUACUCUGCACCCCUGCUUUUCAAUUCUGGAAGUCACUUGUUUACACACAGACGAUACAGCUGCAGUAUAUAAAGCAAAAACACAUUAAUACUCUAAUGUGCGUAGAAAGUGUGGCUCCCUGUAUAGAAGAGCCUGUCUUGCCAGUGGCAGGUCUUUGAAAUAUCCUUUUCAGCCUGAUGCAUCUAACUAAAGCUUAUCUCCCUGUGAUUUCAGUUUAAUGAUAGUCCAAGGUCUUUGGGAACGACCAAAAUACACGCUCCUUGCCUCUUCCUUCACUUCCCUCUCAACAAGGCUGCUUGUUCCAUAAACAAACACUGGGCUAGGAGGCAAAGCCAGCCGCCUUUGGCCUAGUGCCAGAGAGGUUGAUUUGAGCUGACAAAUCUAAAAAUGUCCACUGUCCAGGCUUCUGUGAAAUCCAUUUGGCAGUUUUUUGCAGAGACCUGAAGAGCGUUCAGUUACAGGGUCAACUGCUGUGAGUUGGCCUGGUCAAACCCAAGCUACAGUGGUGCCUCGCAAGACGAAAAGAAUCCGUUCCGCGAGUCUCUUCGUCUUGCGGUUUUUUCGUCUUGCGAAGCAAGCCCAUUAGCGGUUUAGCGGAUUAGCGCUAUUAGCGGCUUAGCGGGCUUAGCGGAUCAGCUGAUAAGCGGCUUAGCGGAUCAGCUGAUAAGCGGCUUAGCGAUCAGCUGUUAAGCGGCUUAGCGGAUCAGCUGAUAAGCGGCUUAGCGGCUUGGGAAAAAGGGGGGGGAGGAAAAAAACCCCGCAGGAACUCGCAAGACAUUUUCGUCUUGCAAAGCAAGCCCAUAGGAAAUUCGUUUUGCGAAGCACCUCCAAAACGGAAAACCCUUUCGUCUAGCAGGUUUUCCGUCUUGCGAGGCAUUCGUCUUGCGGGGCACCACUGUACUCAUUUUCCAGCGAUUAAAUGCAUUAUUAUACUGAGGACUUUUGGGGAAAAUAUUAAUUUAAAUGUUAUUUAAACAUAUCUUCUAGGAUCAAAAGAUUCAGAGUAGUUCUUUUUUUAAUUGUAGCUGCCCAAAGGAAAAAAUAAAGCAAAUCUGCUGCUAUUGGCCACUGUUUUUGCUUUGUCAACACCUUCAUGUGUCCUUUGCUAUGUCAGAGGCAGUAUGUCUCUGAUUACCAUUUGCUGGGAAUCACAGGUGGGAAGAGUGCAGUUGUGUUCUGGUCCUGCUUGCAGGCUUCCCAGAAGCCAUCUGGGUGGCUACACUGAGAACAGGAUGCUAGACUAGAUCCAGCAGGCUCUUAAGUCCAAGUGUCUUUGUGUGAUUACCCACCCAUUGUUUAUUCAGAAAGCAAUUCAUUGACUCAAAGAUCAGAACUCUGAAUCUUCUUGGUUCUUAGAGAGACCAGGAAAUUACAGGGAGGGAGACAUAAAGAGGGUCUUCCCACUGAAUAAAAAUAUGGACUUCCUCCUUAUGUUUAAAUACAAUGGGGGCCUAUGUAAGAUGUUUACAUGAAUAAACCUUACCUUUCCAUAGCAACUUGAGUCAAGCUGAACCAAGUUAUAGUCUGAAGGGAUGAGAGGUGUACACGGUGUUUUAUCAAUUUGUUCUCCUCUCUCAUCAAACUGAUUUCCAAUCUUCCCAAGUGUGCCAUUCAUGCAACUCUCUUCUUCCUAAGGUUUGUCUGAUCAUGAGAAACGAUUUAAAUACAGAGUCAAGGAGGAAAAGAGGUGGUAAAGGACUCUUGCUGGAUUGCACUGUAGCACCCUGCUUGUGGUUAACGCUUAGCUGGAAUGAAAUAUUCAACGCAGCAAUAGAGAAAUUAAAAUAAUAAUUUAUUUGUCAGACAAAUAAAUGAGAGACACAGUGGUAUAUGGUUACCAAAGCUCUGCCCACUCCAGCCCUGAUGGCCAGCACUUAUAUUUCCUCAGCCCAGCCCCCUUGCUCCUCCUUUGGCUGCCUCUGUCCAAUCAGCCUGGUUGAAAUUCCUAUUGGCUGUUUGCUAGAACCAAUCAUAAAAGAUACACCCAUUUCCUAUUACCUUUUAUGGGAGACAAAGAGCUAUAUUUCCUUCUAUCCAUAAAUGGCAGACAAGUAGCCAUAUAUCUUACAUUUGCCUCGACCAGGCACCUUAAUUACUAGAUCAUCUUUGCCCUAUUGCCCUAUUGCCCUUUCACUCCAAAACAGAUGGCUAAAACAGAUGGCUCAUGGUUUUAAUUUUUAUCUUAAACAGAGAUCUUGGGUUCACCUUCUCACACACCAUCAAUGAAAUAAGAAUCUAACAUAAGAAUCUAACAUUUCUUACUUUCUAAAUCCUUUGCAUAAUUACAUUUAAGCCAAUAUAUUUCAUACAUAACAUAUAUAGAUUUUUAGAAGAAAAGGCCUUUUCAAAGUAAAAGGAACUUAGUAAAAACAGUUUCCAAAAGCAACCCCUUAAAUUUACACCCCCCUUUCAAGCCAGCUGCUGUUUCUAUUAGCUCUUGCCCUUUAACCUUAGGAAGAUGUGGCUCGAGUCUGAUGGGAGGCACAUGGUAUUUUCUGUUAAACAAUAAAUUUCACUAUUUACCAACUCUUAAUUAGUGUUUUUGCAGCUUGAUUGUAUUCUGUAAUUUGUAUGGUCAAUAUGACCUUUUGCUCCCAGCCUGUAAUUUCCUUUUACAACUUUAAGAAACGUGUCUCCUGUUAUAAAUCGGGGGGGCCCUGUUCAAGGAGAUAAACAUCUGCCAAAGUACUUAGCCAGCUGCUUUAUGCCUGGCAUGAGACAUACAAACAUUUGCAAAUAUAUUUUUUAAGCUCAUUUUAAAAUGCAGGUCUUGAUCUGAUGCCUCAGCACUUCCUCAAGACAGAAGCAUUGCUUGUUUGAAAAGCAUUCUAAUCUCAAAGGCAUCCUGUGUAUAAGAGCUUCAAUUAUCUAAGAGAAGGCUCCGAAUUAAGCCACAUCUGCACUAUACAUUUAAAGCAGUAUCAUGUCACUUUAAACAGUCAUGGCAUCCCCCAAAGCAUCCUGGGAACUGUAGUUAGUCAAUCAUGUUGAUAGUUGAUGGAGUCUUCAGAGAUGAGUGUCUAACAAGGAUUAUGUGUGGCCUACUAUUUCAGGUAUCUGCUCAUCUGAAACUUCAGGAAAAAGAUGAAGGCAGGAGAGAAAUGGUAUGUAUAGUACUUUGCUCAAGGAAUUAAUCUGAAACAUACUGAAUAUUUUUAAUGUAAUUGUGAAACCUGAGCUAAAAAUUAGUUCCUCCUUGCUUGUGGGGAAUGAAAUAUGUAUGCAGCACUCUUUAUAUCAGUAACAAAGGAAUUUAGGAUAAACUAUUCGAAUUUUGUGCUUUUUGGGGUGAGGGCAGAUUGAAGACAUGCUUAUUAAAAAGAAGCCCCAGCUGCUUGCCUACCAUUUAUAGAACCAGCAGUUAAUGGUUAAAUUUCACUCAAUGUAAGAAUAAAAGAGGAAAGAAAAAUCUUUUCAAAGUACUCAUAGGAACGUUCAGACAAUUAUAAGGAUGCUUCAUUUAACAACUGGAUAUUAUAUUUUAGCUAGAUUUGCAGCUCAGCUUUUGAUCUUGUAUAGACAGCAGUAUAAAUAGUUGUUUGGGGUAUGUGGUUGAAAGGAAAUUCAUUGUUGUAGAGAGCGUCGCAAACUGAGUUAAAGAGAUUGCACUGAUGAAUGUUCUCAAAUCGAGCAGCUAAUGGGUGGGAGGGGUUCAAUCCUGCUUGCUGCAGGGAUUGGCUCAUGCAGCUGAUCCAGACACAUCUCUACCUGCCCCACACCUGAUAGCAGAUAUAGCAUCUUCUUUUUUUGGGUUUUUGAAAAUUGCCCCAGUGGACCAAACGGGAGGUCCUGAUCUGGUCUGCAGGCUCCCCGCCCUGUUGAAUGUGGACAGCACUUGUGAAGACCCUUUGAAAUACUUUGUUGUCCCUCAUUUCAGGUAAAGGAGAUCCUGACAGCUCUGGGUUUGCUGUCCUGUGCCACUACGAGGACUGGAAGUCUUUCAGGGGGGCAGAGAAAGCGUCUCGCUAUUGCUUUGGAGCUGGUGAACAACCCGCCAGUUAUGUUUUUUGAUGAACCCACCAGGUAAUUUGUAUUCCAACCUAAAGAUGGUAUCAUCAUCAUCAUUUAGUGCAUGGCUUGCAGUACCGCAUUGAUCCAUGGCCCACCCUCCAGGGGUCAUGUGGUAAAGUGCAUGGGGCCUAGGGAGAAACCCAAUACUUUUAAAUACUUGAUUGCUAGAAUGCAUGUAGUGGAUUAUUAUUCCCUAUUAUUCUUUCAUCUUUUAUCCAAAGCCAAUCCCUUCCCUUCAUUAAUCCCCACAACCCAUUCUGGUUUUAGUUUAUUUAAAACUGAUUAUCAUUCAAUCUAAUUAUUCCUUCUUCCAUCCAAAGGUAGUUCCUUCGCUUCCUUAAUCUCCCCACUCCUGAACUCUUUAUGUUUUUAUUUUAUUUCAUGUUUUGCUUUGUUUAUAUGGUUCCAGUUCUACUCCCUCCAUUCCACCCCCCACCCCUAAACCCCUAACAAGGAAUUUAUGUGCUCACCAGUACCUUUUAAAGCAGAGGCUGGAUGACUAUCUGUCAUGGAUGUUUUAGUUGAGAUUCCUGCAUUGCAGCGGGUUUCAACCAGAUGACCAACCUUACAAUUCGAUGGUUCAAUAUACAAUAUGAUGCUGACUUCACUAGUUCCGAUUCUGCUGAUUGCUAACAGUUGGUGCCAUUGUUUCUCCUGCUGUGAUGCGUUCAGCAGCAAUCUCUGGCUGCCAAUGCAUCACAGGCAACUUCCAAGCAGUGCUGUUAAUAGGGCACCCAGAAGUUGCAAUGCAGAACCAAAAAUGUGGUGUCCCAGGGAUUGGGAACCCUGAGUUUAUAAAACAGAAGCCCACAGUGGCAGCCAUAAGUGUACUGAGAUGUGUAAGGUCCCAGAUCCUUUGAAAACUAGAACGUAUAUUGUUGGCCAACAAGUGCAAGAUACGAAAAGCUGAAAGUGAGGUGGAGAGAGAAGGAUGCUUUAGGGAACAAGAAGUCAUUCUAGCAUAAUGUUAAGCGCAAUCUUGUAGCUGCCAAACUAAAAUAUGAAAAACCAGGGAGAGCCAAUGGUGGUAGCCAGUACAGCUCAUUGGGAAUAUCUCCUCCUACCCAAACCCUGUUGGGAUUGUGGAGCUUCUGUUCUUUUAAUUCAGAGGGGCUAUUAUGAACAUCAGUGAGUGAAAAAACAAUCCUGACAAACUCCUUUUCUUCUUAGCGGCCUGGACAGUGCAUCCUGCUUUCAAGUCGUCUCCUUGAUGAAGGCUUUAGCACAGGGUGGUCGGUCCAUUAUCUGCACUAUACACCAGCCCAGUGCCAAACUCUUUGAGCAAUUUGACCAGGUACUUAUUUUGAUUUCUUUUUUGCCACACACAUGAAUGUAUAAAGAGUGCACUCACAGCUGCAUCUAAUUUCCUAGGCCACAAUACUGUAUCUGAGAUCUCAUUGCACUGACAUACAGAUAGAAUAGCUUCCGAGUCUCACUUCAUAGCCAAGAGCAUGUAUAUUUCCUCUCUCUCUCUCUUUUCCUCGCUGCAUAAGCUUCAUGUGAGGCUGAUACUGCACAUCAAUCUCAGUGGUAUCGAUGCUGCCUGGCAGUGGCAUUCCAGAGUCAUUCAGAGAGGGGGCUUUCCCACCCCUAGCUGGAUGGAAAGAAGAUGCACUCCCACAGAACCAUGGCUAUUCUGUGCUGAGGUGGCCUUAAAGGCAGUUCCACUCCACAUAUACUCAGGAAAUUUUGCUACCUCAGAAGUUCCUCUGGGAGACUGCUUGUUUGAAAAUGCCUGCAUGUCGACGUCCCCUUUUUAUAUGGAAACCUUGUGUGUCACAGAGAAGUCAAUGGACUGAUAGGUUGGAUCUUGAUGGUUCCUGAGGAUCUAUUCACACAGAGAACCUAACGUACACCACCCUGGAGGUGAUUUUCAUGAUCACGGCAGCACGUUUUUCAGUCAUUACAGUUGGAAAAAAUUGCUUCCAAGGAGCCACAGCUGGGAUUGGGUGACACUUUAAAGUGCUCUGAGGGCCUCAUUAAACAUUAUCUGCUGAUGCAUGCAAACAAACCCCAACAUAACUGCAACUCCUUUGCAAGGGAGGGAGCAGUUUACAGCAGAGUCCUGGCAGAGGGAUCCAUUGUAUCAGGACUGUGCUGCAGAAUGAACCUACAAUGAAGUAUUAGUCCGGAGGGGCCCUCAGUGAAAAGCAAGUGAAGAAUGACAAUUAUAGAAUCAAUUUGCUCGGUUACUCCUCUUUCUUUGAUGGUUUCAUGUUCAGCCUGUUUUCCACUAUGUGUCUGAAGACAGAGUUUAGUAGAUAAAAACUCUUCAUGUGUUUUCCAGAAGUGAAGGUCUCAGAGUUGAGACUACUUACUUCUGAGAAAUCGCAUUGCUUCCUGAAAAGUAUAGUAAAAUCCCUCGGACGUUGCUGUGUCGCAGUGUCCUUUGAUUUAGACUCUUAGCAAGGAAUCUUGCUACUUUUCCCUCUGAUCAGAUAGUGGUGUACUGAAUAGGUUUACAAGGCAGCCAGUCUCGAGUAUUAUUUAUCAUUUGUUCUUUUUCUUUCUUUCAGCUCUAUGUCUUGAGCCAAGGGCAGUGCAUUUACCGUGGGAAAGUGUUAAACCUAGUCCCUUACUUGAGAGAUUUGGGUUUAAAUUGUCCAACGUACCACAAUCCAGCAGAUUUUGGUGAGCAAAUGGAUUGAUUUCUUGGUUGUGCUUAUUUGUUUUUGUUUUGAACAAGCUCUUGAGAGCAAAACGGAAAUUUAUUUUUAAUAUAUGUCAUAAAAUGAUAACCUCUUUCUUGUUAAAUCACACCCUCUAGUGGUAGGCAAGCAUGCUGAACUCAGCACAUGAAUAAGUUAUUAGAAAUGAAAAAUUUGGGCACAGGCAAUGUCAUGUCUCGUUUCCUACCAUCAUUUCCCCAGAACAACUGAAAUGAUUUUAAAAAUCUGAAUUUCCUGAAGUUCUUCCUUCUGUUCAAUAGAAAAAUCCAAGAAGUCCAGUUUUAUUUGAAUUUUGAAACCGUAGUGGCUGGACUUGCUAAUAAAUUUGAUAUUUUAAAAGUUUCAAACUGGCUUGCCAUAUUUCAGAAAAUGAAAAUCCAGAGAUUUUUUUUGGCAAAGUUGUUGAGGUGGGGUUUUUUUUGGGGGGGGGGGACAUUUUUUAACUAUUUCUGAGCAAAAUCAUCAAAAAUGACACUACCGACAUGGGCGACCAUAUGUCCAGAUUUUCCCAGACAUUUCACCAAUUUUCACCUGUUUGCGACUGCAGUAUUCCGGACGUAUGGCAACCCUGCAUUUCAUCAACAUAUAAAGUAAAGGUAACCAAAUAAAUGUCAGGGGGUGUUCAAUGAUAAUUAUUUAAUUAGUGGACAACCCUAUACAUUAGUACUUCGGGUUACAUGCGCUUCAAGUUCAGGUUACAGACUCCGCUAACCCAGAAAUAAUACCUCGGGUUAAGAACUUUGCUUCAGGAUGAGAACAGAAAUUGUGCUACGGUGGCAGCAGGAGGCCCCAUUAGCUAAAGUGGUGCUUCAGGUUAAGAACAGUUUCAGGUUAAGAAUGGACCUCCAGAACAAAUUAAGUACGUAACCAGAGGUACCACUGUAUAUUACAAUCAUAUGGGUCUGGUCUUACAAGGUGUUACACUUAGUCCUGUGAUUAAGCCUAUAACAUAUUUCAAAGCUGUUACAAUCACUGUCCUGACUUCUGCAACCUGUUGCCCCUGGAUGUUUUGGACUACAGGAUAAUGGCAACUGUAGUCCAAAACAUUUGGUGGGCACCACAUUGGGGAAGGCAGCAACAUGCUUUUAGCUACUUCUAUAGUCCAGCUUUCAUUUAAAGUGCCAGUAUAGUGUGUACUGCAUGUCUGAAGAGCAGGUGACCUUCUUCAGGAACUGUCUAAUAAUCCUAGUUUGCGCUAUGAUGUUGCUCAUGGAGUGAACAUACUGGGGUGUGUGGCUUACAGAGUUGCAACCCCUGCCCCUGUCAUGCGUUCAUCAUAACUUAUGAACAGGCUGCAUUGAAUUCAUAUUGUAUCUCUGCAUGCAACCCGUGACCUGCAUUUCUUCAGAAGUAAAAUAUCACAGGUUUAGAUGCUACAAGCAUUUCCUUGUCCCAGAAACCUGCUAUGACCAAAGGAUUGUUGAAUUUCUUAGAUUGCCAUGGCUGGAUUUUGUUCCAAAAUUUCGUACUCUUUGAAAUAAUUUCUGGAUGCAGUUUCUGCGUCCCAGUUGCAAUUGUCUUUCAUAGUGCUUUAAUAGCAGGGGUGGGGCUCUUCAGAUAUUGGAUUUCAACUCCCACCAAUCAGCAGUGGUCAGGAAUGAUGGGAUUUGUAGUUCCAACAACAUCUGAAAGAGCACAGGUUCCCUAUUUCUGCUGUACAGUUUCGUCCCGUCCCCCCCCGUGGAACACAGUUUACCAUCCUCAGUGGUCCAGUAGGAUAGAAGCCUCAUCCAAAAUAAUCAUGUGUUCAGUAGCUGUUGUAAUCUAGAGCCCACUUUCUCAAAUGCAUGGAGUAUUGAGAUAGCUACUGCUACCAUUUGAACUUUAGGGUCCACCAUUUACACAAAUGCACAAAAAUAUCUCUGCACCCACUUCUGAAUAUACCUGCCAGCUGAGAUUGCUUUGUGCACCUGUCCUUUUGCCUUUUCCAUGACUAUUUCACAUAGAGGAGGAUGGAAUGAUUCUUUUCUGUUCUGUUUAGUGAUGGAAGUUGCCUCCGGAGAGUAUGGAGACCAGAACACUCGUCUAGUAAGGGCAGUCCGAGAGGGAAUGUGCGAUGCCGAUUUCAAGAGAAACUCUGGGGGAGAAAGUGAACUUAACCCUUUCCUAUGGCACAGACCAUCUGAAGAGGUAAUUUAAAUGAAAAUUGUGACUUAAAUGGCUGAGGAAAGGCGAUCAAGCUAGUUGCUACAGCCCUUCAAUCACCUUUUUUUUGGGGGGGGGGGGUGCAAUGCUACUGCCAUAAGCCAGAAAUAAGUAGUUCAAGAAUGGCAAUUCUGCAUUAUGGUUGGGUGCCAUUGCGCCCAGGUUACACAAACCAGACAUUUGAGGAGACAUUUGCAUGGAAAUGAACUUUGUUAUUAAUGUUUUAUUCAGCCAAGACUUCUAAGCAAGAUUGUUAAGCAAAUUCUCCUAACUUGGGGUUAUAUCGAACGUUAAUUCUACUCAGGGUAGUUCUGUUAAAUUCAAUGGGCGUGACUAACUGAAGUCCAUUUGUUUCAGUGGGUCCUCUCUAAACAAAACUUAGUUUUAUACAACCCUUGAAUUUGUUUGAAAGCAUUCAUAUUCACAUUCUCCUUAAUUGAUUUCUUCCAAUAUUCUCAAUGCUAUGGGAUUUUUGGGGAGGGAGGGAGUCAAAACAAAAUCUCAAUUUGACAAGCUGAUGCUUAUCAUUCUUGCCUUAUCAUUGUGCCUUUAUUCUUGUAAACUGCUUGGAGGGUUAUUUAUUUAUUUACACUCAAACAGUAUAUAAAUUUUAUGAAAUAAACAACAAAAAUAAAAGGUCAAUAACAUUCAUAUUUGAGUUUUUUAAAAAAGAAAAAGAAAAAAAAAUCUGAGCUGAGUUUUAAAAAAAAUUAAAGCCCGAAACGUCAUGUUCACGUGAAGCGCUUCAUCCAGAGUUAUUUGCAAGUGCUUAACAUUCUUUCUCCUCAUCUGAGACUGAAGGGAAACUCAGGUAGAAAGCACUUGUUCCCGCAACCCACCAUUAAGUUGUGUGGCAAUGGGCACUGGUUUUUCAACAGGGAUUAAAUGCAUUCAUGGAUGAUAAAUCCAACAGUGGUGACAAUGGCUGAAUGGGGGAACAACCAGCUCUAGUGUACAACCAUAUACUGGUUGCUGGGAGACGGCCAAAGAACAAGGGCGAAGUGUCCCCUUUCUACCUUGCUGGUGGGCAUCUCAGAAGCAUAUGCUUGGCUGCUGUUGCAAAGAGGAUGUUUGACUAGAUGGGUCCUUCAUUUCAUUCAACAGAGUUCUUGCAUUCAUUGAUCCAAAACCUGUCCUGAGUGGUACAUUUAACUACCUUUUUGUUUGUCUAUUCCUUCAGGAUUCUUCAUCCACAGAAGGCUGUCACAGCUUCUCAGCCAGCUGCCUUACUCAGUUCUGCAUUCUGUUUAAAAGAACAUUUCUCACCAUAAUGAGGGAUUCGGUAAGGCUGGUUUCAAUGCUUAAAAAAAAAAACUCCUCCCUCUAGGAAUGUCCAAACGAUGAUGAGAGUUGAAGUCCCAAACAUGUAUUAGCUUGGAGGAGGCUGGUAUGGAAUGUGAAUAGGCUGUUGUACGGUAUACAAAUGAUAGAUCCAUAUCUACCAAAUUAAGCUAUGUUACAGCACUUGUCAACUCAAAACAUUCUUAACACAAGCAUAUCUUUACCUUCCUACCAGGUCCUGACGCAUCUGCGGAUCACAUCGCACAUUGGCAUUGGACUCCUCAUAGGAUUGCUGUACUUGGGGAUCGGAAACGAAGCCAAAAAAGUCCUGAGCAACUCUGGCUUCCUCUUCUUUUCCAUGUUGUUUCUCAUGUUUGCUGCUCUCAUGCCAACAGUCCUUACAUGUGAGUCAUGACCUGUGCAGGAGGCAUUUUUUUAGGAUUUCUGUGAUGCUGUUGAAAUCUGAGAGAAUUUUGCCAGUGACUUGGCUUCCACCCUCUUGACUAUUUAAUUGAUUUUAAUCAAACAAGGAAAUGUAAUGGCCUUUACAAUUAUUAUUAUUAUUAUUAUUAUUAUUAUUAUUACUAUUAAAAUCCCAAAAUGGUGUGUUGUCUUUGUUCAUUGCCCACAAAUUGUUGUGACACAGAAGUAAACCACCAUUCAGCCUUUUGUGAUUCCGUAUUUUCUGUGUCUACAGCUAGUAACUUGAUAGGCCACCUACAGGAUUUAUAAAAUUCAUAUAUGAAUAUAUACAUAGGUAGAUAUAGGAUCCUGCUUUUCCUCUAAAAGGAAUACAUGCUUACAGUGAUGACCAGUGCAUGCAUGUAAAAUCACCCCCCAACUGGUGAAGCAUGAGCAGGUAUGGCCAGGGCAGUGGAGGUCCAUGUGGGCACUUGCAGCCCAUGGGCCAAAUUAGGCCCACUCGUCACUCACCUCAUAUCACAUGAAGUUAGCUGUGGAACUGGUAAGCCGCAGCUGCAAACCUAGGACCUCUUCCACUUUACCUGCUCCUUUAUGCUGACUGAAUACAAGGAACACCACCUUGUAAAGCCCAGCUAUCACAUUUGAAUUGUAAUGUUAUAAUCUACAAUUGCAAUCAGUUUAUCUGUUGUUGUUGUUUUAAUUGUUCAACAUAGUUCCUCUAGAGAUGGGCGUAUUUCUCAGAGAACAUCUGAAUUACUGGUACAGUCUGAAGGCCUACUACUUGGCUAAAACGAUGGCUGACGUCCCUUUUCAGGUAGAUCUGUCUUUUCACAUCUCUCUCUGUAAUUUUGUAGAACAGCAAAACAGUAGGAAUCCUGAACGCACUCAGUUAUCUUUUCCAUAUAAAUGAAUGGGUGCAUGUGGGGCAGCUUUGCAGUGGGGACAGACAGGGGCGGAGGAAGGGGGUGAGGUGGGAGCGGACCGCCCUGGGUGUCUUCGCUGAGGGGGUGACAUUUGGCAGUCACGAGCACACGGCGUGCCAAAUGUCCACCGUUGGUGGCUCGCUCCACCCUUGACUGCAGGGGGUGCACCGCUCCGUGCACACGAGCCACUAUCCCACACCUGGGAGGGCACCCUCCAUGCCCCUUGCCCCUCAGGAGUGCGCCCUGCCCCCCCUCAGGAGCGUGCCCACCCUGGUGAGUGUGGGCAUAUGCUCCACCGCUGGGGACAAGGCAUACCAUGACAGCUGGUGGCAUGGCCUCCCUUGGAGCAAUCUGGGGGUAGGGGCAGUAUGCAGAGAGUUUAGACAAACAUUCUGCACACCACUAUGUGAUAUAUUUUCUAAAAACAACAAAAGUGAAUUUCAGAAUAUGGUUAGCGCUCUUCUGAAAGGUGCUGGUGACACUGGUUGAAGUUCAGUUGCUAAACCAAUAUGGCUUACAUGAUGAGAUGAAGAAAAUGUAUUCUUCCUCUUCCCAUGUGUUCCAUCACUGGAUGUGGGGAGGAAAGAUGCCAAACUACAGUGAUACCAUAAAGAGCUGAUGUAGCAGGAAGCUCCCAUUCCUCCCUCCCCUAAGCAAAAAACAGUGCCGAUUACCAUGUUUUUCCAUGUAUAAGACUAUAUUUUUUCCUAACUUUUUGAAGUUUAAAAUAAGAGGUCGUCUUAUACACGGAUAGUGCAUAGUCCAUUUUCUUAAUUUUGGGUUGAAAAAAUAGGGGUCGUCUUAUACAUGGGGGCGUCUUAUAGAUGGAAAAAUAUGGUAUUUAUAUCAAAAAAGAAAGAAGUUGUAUAAUGCCAUAUUCCUUAAAAGAUGUCUAUCUCUUUGCAGAUUAUGUUUCCUGUAGCAUAUUGUAGCAUUGUGUACUGGAUGACCGCACAACCCUCUGAUGCGCUCCGAUUUGUCCUGUUUGCAGCACUGGGGACAAUGACAUCUCUCGUGGCUCAGUCACUGGGGCUUCUGAUUGGGGCAGCAUCCACUUCACUCCAGGUCUUGGCUCUUGCUUUUUUGUGAUAUUACACCAGCCUUGGCCAAGCUGCUGCUGCCUUCCACAUGUGUUGGACUACAACUCCCAUCAGCCUAUGCUGGUGGGCACUGAUGAGAUCAUAGAAGUAUAGAGUUGGAAGAGACCACGAGGGUCAUCUAGUCCAACCCCCUGCAAUGCAGGAAUCUUUUGCCCAAUGUGGGGCUCAAACCAUUGGCGCUGAGAUUAAAAGUCACAUGCUCUACCAACUGAGCUGAAGAUCAGACAUAUAGCCCAAGAGCUCUGAAGGUCACCGACUUGGCGAAGGCUGUAUUACACAUCCCUGUUCCUUUCGGCAAUUGUAGCUUCAGUUUAUUGGCAUGCUUAAGGAUGGUGCAUGCCUUCCAACAAAUGCCACUGGCACUGAAAAGCCUUCUGUUAGUGAUGGGUCUGGCAAAAAUGCAACCCUCGUUUUGCUUUAGUUUUUAAUCUUGAUAUCUGCCUGUUUUUUUGUUAUAGGUGGCAACAUUUGUAGGCCCUGUUACAGCCAUCCCCGUUCUCCUCUUCUCAGGAUUUUUUGUCAGCUUUGAUACCAUUCCAGCUUACCUCCAAUGGUUGUCCUACAUCUCAUAUGUCAGGUAAAUGUGAAGGGUGCUGACUGGCACUUCAAGUGCAAUUCUAAUAAAGUUGCACCAUUGAUUAAUGCAUCCUCUUGGUUCAGAGAGUUAGCACUUUUUUAAAAUGAGAGCAUGUGCAUGAAAUGGAUGGGUGUGGUUUGAGUUUAAAGGGGCCAUGUUUGGCUAUGUCUGAUCAACUUGAUAGCAUAUAGGACCUGAGCCAGAGAAUCCUGUUUUCAAAGCUUAGUUCAGAGAGUGUUAGCACAUACUCCCUGUGUGACCACAGCUAGGCAAUACAUCUUUCUGCCUUUUUCUACUGAAGAAAUGGAAGUUUUAGCCUUAUGUCAUUAUACAGAGUUGUGGAAGUGCCCCACUUUACAGAUCCUUGCAGGUUUUCUUCAAUUAAUCGCCCUUGCCAGCUUCCCAGCAGGUGACCAGUCUGCAGAAACUGGAAUUUAUUUAGUUAUUUAAAGCAUUUAUGCUCCACCCUUCACCUGAAGGUCCCAGGACAGAAAUACACACAUCAAAAUCUAAUGAAGAAUCUAAGCCAAGUCAGUGAAACAGCAAAAAAAGGGAAGACGAUCUCAUCUCCCAGCUUCUCCUUUACCAAAGGCUGGGGCAUCCCUUUUCCCCUGCUGAUAAAGCCAAAACAGUGAUAUGGUGAGGGGUGCCAUCUGUUUGAUGGUUUCAUACAUGGCUACAAUCUAGCAAGAAUUAGUUUGAGUUCAUAUAUGGGAAACUGCUUCUGCAGUUAGGAUUGUUCUUACCUAAUCUGGGUAUCCAGUAAUAUUUGUUUAGGGAUUUUUUUUCUUUGCUCAGCUGGCUUGUUUUCUGAUGUAUGCCCCCCAUUUUACCUUCAUAACAACUCUGUCAAUUAGGUUAGUAAGAUCUUAUGAUUUGUCCGGAGUUUCAUAGCGAAUUUCAUGACUGAGCAGUGGUUCAGAACUGCAUCCAGAUCUAGCAUCAUAUUCCCACUGUGCAACACAUAACAAUCACAAGCAGAAACUAAAGCUACUGAUAUUGUCAUUAUUGCUUUUAUGGCUUAGCUUUGGGACUGUACGUGGAUCGUCAUGGAUGUAAAUAUAGUGAUUAAAAUGGCCAACCCCUUAAGCAAUAAUUAAUUCAAUUACUGUUGUUUUAAGGUACUUGAUUAUUAUUUUUUGCCUGAUAGAUUUGAUUCCGCUUUGACCUUGGAAACUAUUAUUUUCUCUAGAUACGGAUUUGAAGGUGUCAUUCUAUCCAUCUAUGGUUUGGAUCGGGAAGAUCUCCACUGCGACAAAGAUGAAACUUGCCAUUUUCAAAAAUCAGAGGCCAUCCUCAAAGAGCUGGAUGUAGAAAAUGCUAAACUUUAUUUAGACUUCAUCGUGCUUGGAAUUUUCUUCAUCUCCUUACGCCUCAUUGCCUACUUUGUCCUCAGAUACAAGAUUCGAGCAGAGAGGUAGAGAGGAAGCAGAUGCAGCAAACAACAUUCAGUUGUAGACUGUUGUUAUUGUCUGAUUGUGGCAGACAAGUCUCCAGUGCCGAGUUGCAAGUGGGAUUGUGAUCUAGCCCAUAGAAAACCAUGUCCUGGUGGAUUAAUGGGUGCAUAGUUAACCAUGAUUGUGAACUGACUGGGUUUGGUCAUAUUUCUUUUAUGCUUUCUAGCUUUAACUAGGAAGACAAACUAGAAGGGAAUCUUGUUUCACAUCUGGGAGCCAUUGCUGCUGAUCACAGGAAUUUUUUCUCAUGGAAGCUGUGUUUUCUUGUAAGGUAGCUGUACUCAUGUGGCAACAAGGUAAAAAAAAUGGCUGGGGAUCUUUCUUCUAUGUCCUGCAAAAAUGUGAGGAAUAUAUUAUCUCAUCCUGUUGCAUCACUGCAAGUUUCCUGAAUUUUUGCACGUAUUUUCCCCACAAGAAAUCCCCCAUGAAAACAGAUGUCUGCAGAUUCGUCAAACCUUUAUCAAAUGAAUGGGUUUUUUUCUUAAAAGAAAGGAUAUAUAAGUAAUUUGAUAUCUGUUGUCUUCUUUACAUACAGAUUUCUAGAGCUUUAUUCUCAUGAGCUGGUCUCAUACUCCCAAAUCACAAUAUUAGAAUGAAAUGUCAAAUUCCACUAACUCUGUAAAAAGAAUUCUAGGGUGCAAAAAGUGCAUCUUAUCUAUAAGCUGACCACAGAUGAUUCCUUUUAGCAUUUUUCUUUCAGGAUAUUCUUUCAACCCAUGUUUCUUAUGGUAUUUGAAAUAUUCAUUGUCCACAUUUAACUACCUCCCAUGGAUGCAAAAGCUUGAGUGUUCCUGCACUGGGAAUCUGAGGCAGUCUAAGCAAAAUAGAAUCAGAUCUAAACACGUGUUUGAAUGUUCUAAAAUAUUUUAAUAACACAGAUAUUGACAGAAGGGAGAAUUGCCAAUGGUGCAAUGUCAUGACUCCUUAUGGAAUAGUAAAAGUUUUCUCUAGUGCAUAUGUAGUUCUUCCGGUUUUUGCAAGGCCAGCAUGUAUAACAAAAGUCAUCAGUUCUGUUUUUCAUGAGUUCCAACAUACAUUUCUCGCAAAACAUACUGCCAUUAUAACCCAACACAGAGGCUCGGUGGCUCUAACCCAGUAGCAAGCAGCAUGGGGACUCCCAACAGCUGAGUCAUUGCUACUUACAGGAGGGAGAGGGGGAAAGGAGAUAUGACCGAGAGGUCAGCAUGCUGCAAACGCAUCAGCAGGAGUGCUGGAUUGGCUCAUCUGCUGCAUUUGCUUCAUGUCAACCUCCCCACUGCCUUGCUGUUCUCCUUCUGGUAAGCAGCAGCUCCUCAGUUGUCAGGAGGUCAAGUGGGCAUCACUGCCCCACUAUACCAUUCUCUACUGUCCUAACCCCAUUGAAAUAAAAUGGCUCAAGCUUGCUGGAUUGCUUGGUUGCUAGAUUGCAACCAAGUUGUCUAAACAGAGGCAGCCAACGGGGUGCUGUCCAAAUUCUGUUAGACUCCAUCACCCUUGACCAUUGGCUGCAACUGAUGGGAGUUGGAACCCAAUAAGUCUGGAGAGCACAACGUUGACUAUCCCAGGUCUAAACAAUAAUUAACCAAUUUUUGCCAUCCAUUAACAUUUUGCUUUCCUUUCGGACCAAAUCAGCCUCGUAAAAUGAACGCAGGGUAAUUGGAAGGGAGUUGGCUCUGCAUUCCUGAUCUCUGCCAAGCCAAUGUGCUUCUGUAUAUUGGCAGAAUUUUGUAUAGUAAUUGUGGGUUUACCCAGCAGUUUAAAGGGCGAUAUGGAAAAUUAACAGAGUAGGAAGUCAGUAAAGCACCCUAGAUCUGGAAGAGAUCCAAAUGUCAUGCCAAGUUCAGCCCAGUGCACUCAGGUUGGGAAAUUGAAUGAAUGGCAUUAUGUUGACUUUAUGAGCGAAUCAAAUAAGGCUGUUUUCAGGCCAGAAGUGGUUUUGUUUCAGCAGCUCAUUCAGCAACUAGAUAAAAUGGCCCACUCAGAGAAAUUGGAUCACAGUGAGAUUCCCUUUUGUGCGUGUAAUCUAGAAGAGCCAUUGUUCAACAGACUAUUUUAAGCACUUCAGAGAGAUCUUUGUUAAACCAAAACUGCUAGAAUAAGCCACAGCUUCUGGGUGUCUCUCCCUCUCCACAAAUUGGAAGAUUGAAGGAGAGGUAUUGGCUUCUAGAGUGAUAAAUGGCAAAUUUUAAUACAAUUUAGAUUGUUUUGUGAACAGAUUUAUAUUGCUAGAGAUAAUAAGUUCUUUCCUUUUUACAUAUGGCCGGGAUUCAAAUCUGCACCACUAACUAGAGACCCAAAGUGCAGGCAGGCUUCCAGGAACCCAUAAGGUCUACCUUACCCAAAAGCAACAGUAAUCUGAUGUGACAGUGUAUGCCUGUCAUUGUAAUCUGGGAGCUGUUCAAAUAACCAGACUUCUUAUCUAGUUGAGUGUCCUCAAAUUCAUUAUUGUAAUUCAGGUUAAACAGGUUUCUGUUUUUUAAAAAGUUACAAAAACCCGUAUUAAAGGCACAACUCUUUCAACUUGAGAUCAUUAAAUCAUAAUACAAUGAGCAGAUCAUUCUGAUGUGAUGUUGUCCCAUCCCCCCACCUCCAAGUUUUAAGACGCUUCACUUUUAAGUGAAAGAAUGCUGAAAGAGAACCUUCCAAUUUGCAUAUGGUGGUAAUCUGUUGGGUUGGGUUUUAUUCUGGUGCCUCUUUUAUCAGAAAGCUGUCACAGCUUUCAGUAUAAGUCAGUGAUGGGUUUUAAAUGCAACACUUGUGUUCGAUUGAAAUUGUGGUGAGUGUGUAAACCUUUCCCUCACGCACAAAAUUUGAUUAAAAACGGAACAAGUGCACAACAGGAAGUUGAUGGAAGAUGAAAUGAAAACUCAAGACACCUCUUUGUGUUCUUAUGUUCCAAGCUGAUGUUUUACAUCAGUUCUGCACUCGGGACAACAUAUUUCCUGCUGGUGGCAGGAGACCUUCAGCUGUCCACUUUGUCCAUGCAUCAAAUCAGACAUGAUUGACCAUAAUAAUCCAUCUUCCAUAUAUUGCCAUGUAGAGGCAAAGGGCUAAAACUGCCUAGAGCAGGUGAAUGUCACAAAAUGUCAUCUGAUUGUAGGAUAUAGCCACAAUCAACCUUCCACAGUUUGCGAACGAUGAAUUAGAUGUCAUGGGUUUACUUAAGAUGAAGCAGAACCUGAUUGGGCAAGAAGAACUGGCUUCUUGAUGCUUUCCAUAAUAGCCUCAAAUUACCUUGCCAAUAUGUCCAUUUUGUAUUUUCAGUUUUGGGAAUUUAAAGUUGGAUUGUUUUCUUUUUGCCGCAAUCAUUUAUGAUAUUCUUAUUUCUACCCAGUUGCUCCAUGGCAUACUUUCUCAUAAAUAAAUAAACAUCUGACACCGUGGGACCCGGCUUGGAAAAUGAAAUUUUAACAAGGAAAUGAGUCGAUCCAGAAAUAUAUUGAACAAUUUUUGUUACCGUAAUACAGCAAGCAUGACACUAGUCAUUGUAUAUUUAAGUUUCAAUUAUCGCAAUGUUAGUGGAUGAUUUAGCGCAUUUUGUUUUAUAUUGGUUUUGGGAUUGGUAUGACCUGUCACUAGCUGCUUUUACAGAGGCUGUGCCCCAUAAUUAUAGAGAAAUGUCAAAUUCUAUUACCGGUGGCUUAUGAUUAUUCUUAUAGCUCCUUUUCAGUGUGAUGAAUUGUAUAACACAGCCCAUGCCAACCUUGUGUCCGCUGGCUGUCGUUGGACUACAACUCCCAUGAUGACCAGCCAGCACAGCAGGUAGAUGAAGGCUGGUUAUUUACUCUGUGAAUCAUGCACUGAAAAAACAUGUUCCUGGCUUAGUAUCUAGCAGAUUUGAAUAAUUCCACUUGUAUUGGUGCAUUCCAUUACAAAACUAAAACAUGAGAAUUAUUUAUUUUUGGAAGGGGAACUGUGAAAGAAUUGCACCAGUGGCAGAUUGUUUCUUUUCAAUCAUUUAUGUAUUCAUAGCUAUAGCAGUUAUCUUCUGCUUCUGCGGCUGGCGAUACAGUGGUGCCUCGCAAGACGAAAUUAAUCCGUUCCGCGAGUGUCUUCGUCUAGCGGUUUUUUCGUCUUGCGAAGCAACCCUAAUAGCGGCUUAGCAGAUUAGCGCUAUUAGCGGUUUAGUGGCUAUUAAAGGUUUAUCGGCUUAGCGGAUUAGCUGCUAAAAGGCUAUUAGCGGCUUAGCGGCUUAGAAAAAGGGGGGGGAAGCCACUGUAAUUCCACAGGAGUUACAAUUGUGCAUGCUAUUGUUGUUGCUUGUGGAAGCGCUUGGCAAUGGGAAUGUUUGAUACAGCAUGUGAGCCAUCUGUUAUCAUAGCAAUGGGUGAGACACCUGACCUCAAAGCAAUCGUGGAAUGUUCAUAACGCCUCUGGCAUUCCAACUAGGUACUGAAUCCUGCCCAAACGAUGUUUUUCCAUUUAAAAAGGACACUCAAGUGGGUCUUAAAAUGGCAAAGGAAAUGUUGCAUUUGAAAUGACAUUUGUGUAAAAGUUAAAAAGGGAAACUGCACAGUUCCUAUCAACUUAUUCCAACAUCGGGGUCUCCUUUCUUGCUUUCUCAGAAGCUCAUUUCACAUAUUUCAUGAAUGCAUGGGGUGGGGGGACGACUCAGGAUUGUGCCCACUGUUCCCCCUCCUAUGUGCAAAUAGGCCCUAUGUGCUUGCAGAUUGCAUGCGUAUGGACUAUGCACAGUCAGGAACCCAGCAAAAGACAGGGUCCCAUAUCACUCAUACACCUGGUAUGUGCAUCGACUUGGCUCAGGCACUUGGCUGAACAUGCAAGCAUUGGGGUCAGCAACAGUAGCCACAAUCUUCCUCCUCUUCCUUCUCUCUCUACACAUUCAACGCACCUGCAGUUUUCUUGUGAAAAGGGCUCAAGGUGUUUGCUUUUCAAAAAAAAUGAAAUCAAAAGUAGGAAAUUUUAUAGGUCUAUAUAUUCAUUUAGGCCUCUAGAUCUCAGCACUGACAUGAAGUCUAACCCCAGUUACUCAAGAGUAAGUACCAUUGAAUUCAAUAGGACUUACUUCUGAGUAGACAGGAUUAGGCUUGUGCUUGCACUGUAAGUGUAUUUUCCAGAGGAUUAUCUUUCCUUUUAUUUAUGUGAUCUGUUAGAAACCUGGAAGUACUAAAUAGUCUGUGGAGCUCCUUCUCUUCCUCAGGUUUUGCCGAAAUUUUACUAGCCUGAUAGUCUAAAAAGAAUCCAACAAUAUUUGUCCUUGUAGCUUUAAAUGAAACAUUGAAUUGUUCUUUUUUUAAUGAUCAUGAGGCAUCCAUCUUUUUAAAAAAUGAUUUUCUGUAUGUGAGUUGUAGUGUAUGGUAUUGCUGACGGUGGAUUUGAACUAUUUGUACAAUACUGGCUCUCGGAUGCAGCGAGCUGUUGCCCUUAAACCUUAUUUAGUUAUUUAAGAUACUUAAUGUGUGUAUGUAUGUGGGUGGGGUUUUUUUAAAAAAGAAAAAUAAUAAAUAAAAACAAAACGCAAGAGUCAAUGCAAGUAAAAUGUCAAAAACUCAGCGUGCUGAAGUGUGCAUAUACUGUAUGAGAUCCUUCACUAAGCUGAUGCUGUCCAGAUGUUUUGAACUAUAGCACCCAUCUACCCCAUCAACAGCUGUGUUGGCUGGGGCUGAUGGGAGUUGUGGCCCCGAACCAACUAGAGGACACCAGUUUAGUCAAGGUUGCUGUCUGUCAACUAGCUCUCCUCUCUUGGAUGUGUAAUGCACCCCCGGCAUUACUUUGGAUUCCUGUUGGUUUUGCUGUUUUAGAGACUAUUGCUGCUUGCACGCUGUGAUACAUUUGCACUGUUGUAGAUAUAUGUAAACAUUGUCUUCUUUCUACCCCCUGCUCCUCCUCCUCCUCCAGGUGACUUGUUCAUAUUUUGAAGUUUAGACAAUGUUAGUGAACGACAUGUACCUGAUUCAUGUACCUAAUCAAAAGAUUUAGGAUGUUGGUAUUCUAACUCUGUACUUUAAAGAUACUAACAUGAAAAGGCUUUGUAUAUUUCUGUAUAGUAAAUUCCUAGAGGAUCUUUGUAUGUGCAUUAUUUUCCAAAUUAGAGCUCUUGUUUUCUGAAAAUGGAGAACACUUAACAAUGUAACAGAGAAUAAAAUAAAAGUAUUGCUAUUUUCAGAU
Messenger RNA from Podarcis lilfordi (Lilford's wall lizard), 49355 nucleotides. Lineage: Eukaryota; Metazoa; Chordata; Lepidosauria; Squamata; Lacertidae. The record is from the annotation of a GenBank genome assembly.